This is a messenger RNA of Amoebophrya sp. A25, 58418 nucleotides long. The record is from the annotation of a GenBank genome assembly. NCBI's taxonomy places the organism in Eukaryota, Dinophyceae, Syndiniales, Amoebophryaceae.
UCGUUGAUGAAACAGAAAAGGCAUUGUACAACUUUGGUUGCCGGGUUCCGCAGGAUCGGAAAGUUAAGAAGAUUCCAAAAAAAAGUUGGUAUAUAAAAAUCUCCUUAUGCUUAUAUAUAGAUGGUAGACCACGAGGCGUCGUCAGAUGUUGACAGUCAAGGAGGGUUGUUAGGGACUUCAGGUUCUUAGUUGAUUCACAGAUGAGUGGUUCGUUCAUUCGGGUUCUAGUACUUAUUUGCUAGCAGUUGAAAGGGGUUAGCAGGGGGGUUCGUUUGUUAGGUCGUCUUUGAUCAAAAUUCUAUACAAAGAUUAGGGUGGUCUAUACGAGUACUACAGUAAGUAGUUGUAUCUAGACUAUAGUAUGGUGAUAAUCCUGAGAAGUGUUUCGAUCAAAAUCCUGUAGUACAACUGGUGGCCGCGAGGCUAUGCCUUUCCUUGAAUAAUCACCAGUCAAAAAUCUGUCAUCACACACCAUUGUCUUAGAAAGGGUAUACUCUGAAAGGAGCGUCUAAGAGUGCGGGACUCGAGUUUGAAUCGGCACAACAAGGACCAGAACAACAACCCGUGCCCGACAGAGUCCUCCAAGUAUGGCCCUUUGCUGCUGUUGAGUCCAAUCAUUGGACUUGACUCCAAUCUAGUUUCUUCUUAACUACAUCUCUAGUUGUACAUGGGUAAAAAUGAUAUACCAGAGUAGUUUAUAGCACGCGUGGCGCAUGGAGUAGCAUGGAGUGCAUGGAGCGCAGAGCUUUAAGGGGCGCAAGAAGCUCCCCCUUUAGCUCCAUGCUACUCCAUGCGAUCCAUGCACUUCAUGACAUGCGAGCUGUGGCACCUUAUAAAUUGCUCCCUUAUGCUAGAUGAUAAGUACUACGGGAAGAUUAUAGAAAGAAUGCUACUAGAUAAAACUGAUAGACACUGACUAUACAUUUAGAUAUCCUACCUUGCUUCUUUCUCGUCAUCUAUUAAGGAGGUUCAUACACUUCCCGCGUGUUUUGUGCACUCUUCUUUCUGCUUCAAAGCUUAUUUAAGAGGUUAGCUCUAGAAGUGGUCCCUUCAUCUUCAAGAACCAAAAACGUGAAAGAUAUCUUGUGAUAUUCGUUCCACUCAUUCUGUAAGACUUGUUCUGCUUUUUGUCGCCGCUGUGCGUGUAGACCUUGCAAAGGCGCCCUAUCCCAUCCCCAGGGAUGCGAGUGGUUUGCCUAAGACUCUUGCUCUCUGUGCGAUAUUCAUUGCAUUGUACUGUCAGCACCUCGUGUGAGAAAGGCUUAGCAGAGGCGCCCUUCCCUAUCCUACCCUAUCCUACCCUAUCCUACCCUAUCCUACCCUAUCCUACCCUAUCCUACCCUAUCCUAUCCCAUGCUAGGUUAGUCCUCCCUCCAGUCACGUUGCGUUGUAUUGUAUCUCUUGGAUUGCAUUGCGUUGUGCUAUUGUACUCGAAUGUAUUGCAUUGCAUUGUAUAGUUGUGUAUGCUUCCGGUAUUUGGUAACCUAAAUUUGAUCAUAAGGGAAAACAAGAAGAGAACCCUUAGGAUGAAAUUCAGGUUACCAAAUACCAGAACCAUACAAGUUGCAUUGUGUUGCAUUGUCGUGCUGUAUCGAGUAUUGCAUUGCGCAUUGCACUGCGUUGUAUCGUAUGGUGCAGCACUCUAAUCCGAGCUAUCGGCCAUGAGGAGAUGGAGGAGGAAAAAUCGUACCUGCGCGGUAGGAUUAUGGCCACGUCGAGCAUCUCUUCAACUACUACUUUGGUGCUGGUGCUAAUAUUACUAACACUAACAGUAGGCACAACCACAACUACUUAGAAGGUUAUAUUAGAGUAGUCCGCUUUUCGAGUUACGGGUUGCUCGAGUUCUCUCGAGUUGCCACGAGUUGCCGAAACUCACACGCCCAGUCCGGAGCGAGUUGCUAACGAGUUCCUCUCGGCAGCUUGCCACUUUGAAAGCGCAGCACCCCGCGGCGGUAUGGCGGGCCAAGAUGCCGCGGAGUUCAGGGGGAAGCUCGUGGCCAGUUGUUUCGUGGCAGAUCUGUCGUUUGUAUUAAAGAGACACGCCCCGGCCGAGCUCUUCGGGGCUUGGGCUUAGCGAAAGUAUGAAGGCGAGCCCGGGGCCACCUUUUUGGUUUGAGUGGCGCGCGCGCAAGCCUUGUGAAGUGCAGCGAUUUCCUCGCGGUGUCGGUGUCUCUGCAUGGUCGUGCGCUGAUGUCGGUCGCGAUCUGGCUCUGUUUUUUUUGCUGGUGAGUGGCCAUCUUGUUCGGCUUCUUGGGGCCCCUGUUUGCGCUGUAGUGGGCUUACUGAGUAGCGCGCCGCCUAGUGGGUAGCGGUAGCAUCACAAGCAGGGCCCCCCUGAGCAGUGUAGAUGCACCGGGAUCGGAUUGGAGUAGGUUUAUUUGUGUGCUUGUUUUAUAGGGCAGCAGCUAUACCAGGCAGGCGCGCUAUCUUAGUAACACAAAACUACGAGGGCAGGGCCCUGGGUGGCGUUGCUCUUGUCUGCCCCGCGCAUGCAGCGCCUCGCAGAGAAUUGAGGGCGCUACUGGAGGCGUUCGCUUGUGAAGGUGGUUUGCGCCCCUGGGCAACGUGUUUGACGCUUCGAAGAUAGUGCGCCCGAAGGGCGCAGCGAAAAUUUUUUUGGUAUGAAACUCGUUCAACUCGAGCAACUCGAGCAACUCGGCCCGAUAUCGGGCGCAAAAAGUCUAGCUCUAUUAUAUGUAUCUAUAAAGGUUGUAGGUACUUCUAGAAGAAGAUCAAUUAUGGAUGCCAUCAAACGAUGACGCUCAGACAAGUGGACAAGUCGCAAAAAUGGUAACAGUAGGUGUACUAGAUUAUAUAGAUGACCUAAAAAAGAUAUAUGUGAUAUAUGUGAGUUCAAGGACCAUGGGUGACGAGUGGGUCCUCGUAGGAUGUCCUUGAUCUUUGUUGCCGUUCAUCUAUGACAAAGAUGGACAGUAGCGGCUGCGACUGCGUCUACAGCAAUCAUCUCUUUUAUCAAUCUGAUAGGCCGCAUACUACAACCGCAUGGAGAAGCGUUGAGUGCAUGGAGCGCAGAUCCAUACUAAGGGACGCAAGAGCCGCCCCCUUUUUUAGCUCCAUGCACCGCAUGCCGUGCGUGUUUUUUUUCUCUCCAAGAAGGACCUACUACUAGUUGCACUUACAAUUGAUACUACUUCAAGAAGAACAGGGCUGUGGCUGGGCCCUUCCUUUUAGUUAGGUUGCGUUUCCUCUUUCGUUAGUUUUCUAAUAAGAUAGGACUAGAAUGAUUUGAGGACCCCGAUCCGGUUGACCUCUUCCAUUUUCGAAUAAGAUUGGACCAAUGCGGUUGACCUCUUCCAUUUUCUAAUAAGAUAGGACUAGAAUUUGAGGACCCCGAUCCGGUUGACACGAGCUACGUUCCCCCGAGCUGGGUUGAGGGAGAUGCGGAGGAGGACGGUGGCGAGUACUCUCUUAGGGUUGAAGUUUCUGAAAGAAGUUGUCAGCUAUUAUUCUGGCACUAAGUAGAGCAGCUGGCUCGUUUUCUCUCUUGCUUUAGGUGUGUCCCUUCGAUCGUGCAAUACUAUUGAUCUUCCCCAUUCAUAAUGUUCUAUCUUGUUUUUGAAUUGUAUGAUAAGAAGUGUAUCCUUGUACUCCUCGAGUUGUCCUCUUAGGUGAGAUUUGUGGGAUGCGUAGUGGCUUCUUUGCAGGUCUUUGGCUUGGGUUGGAGAUGUACAACAUCAGUUGAUCCUUGAUUAUCACUCUUCCCUUUCUUCUGCUACCUCACACGCAUUGAUAAUCGCUUGUGGCUUAUCUAUCAUCUGCUUCGCUGGGGAGAUCGGAGAUUGAUGGCAUUGCUUAGAGCUUCGACGUUCGUGCAGUUUAUUCACUAGCUUCGAGCUUUUUACUUUUCUUCAAUCAUGAGGUAGAGGCGUUCGCUUGCGGUUCUAAUUAUAUCAAUCAUAAGAAUUGUGACGUUGAUAGUAGAUCUUCUUUUUUCGUCAUCUCCGCAGCUUCAGAAGAACUCCUUCGCCCCCUCUCUCUCUCUCAUGUCUUCAGGAUUCUUUCUGCUGAGCAGAUACUUUCCUUCUACUAUUUUUGUCAGGAGAUAACCCCCUUGACUACACUCAAGUGUUGGCCUUCAAUACUACAGGAGUCGCGAAUUCUAAUGAGAAUAAGAUCAGACAACUGCAGACGAUCGAAUGUCCCUGGUGGAAGCAGGACGUGGAUCCAGCAACUGCCAAGCCCUUGCUGCGAGGUGAUGUGCCCGCUCUCACGGCUGGGACUUCUGUUGAAGGAACUACACCUGGGGGAUUGCAGACUCUCAGUAAUAUCAAUAUGUUAAGGCAACCGUUAGACCAUCCUCAACACCAUCCCUGACACAUUUUCUAAAUAGUUUAUCUUUAAUUUUUUCGGAUUUAUGUGGAAUUUAUGUUUACCUGAUGUGAAAAUAUGAAUAAUUUGUAUGAUUUUUUUUCUAAAAAUCAAAUUAAAAUGAAAAGUAUUUUUUGAAAGAUUCUCAUAAGCUGCAGGGAGUAGUGGAGGGGGCAGUGGGAUAGGAGUACUAGCAGCGAAUUAUCAGCGGAAACAGAUGGGUGCGGAGUUUAGUGCAUGUGAUGGACAGAACCAUUCCAGGAGCGUAGACUCUUGGACGCCAGGGCGCUGCAUAGAUGGCUUUACCUUGCGUGAGCGGCUGUCCAUGGCAGGGCUUUCCGAGUGUGGGACUGAUGAUUUUAGAAGACGAAGCUGCAAGAGACUGCCAAGGGGAUGAGGAGGUGAUCGCAUUUAUAUGCAAACCAACAAUUUGAGUUACUCUGAAAGUUAAGACUCUACACCUUUUAAAGAGAUGCUAGUCGUGCUAGGGUUUUAGUGAAUGUGUUUUAUGUCUAGUUACUUGGACUAAUAUGCAGGACUUGGUGACCUUUCCGCUAUGAGUAAACGACCACUGUCAGCAUUGCGGGCGAAAGCUUCGCGAUUAAGCGAGGUCUUCACGAUAUCCAAGGGCGUUUCGACUUCGACUUGACCCGUGUAGAAGGGCGGAGUGCUGGAAAGUGGCACGAGAAAAGAAUGCCGCGUCUGCCCCUUGUUUCGAAGAGAAUGAAGGCGAUGUAAUUUGUUGGGAGAUUCUGGAGCAACGACAGAUCAGCUUGAAGUAGUUGGGGGUGGAUCUAGCAGCUUGCUGAUGGGCAAGUAAUCUGGCUGGCACAUGGGAGCAACCACCGAUAUGCACAGCCAGGAAGCACACAGCAAAGAGGUGGUUAGUACUGAUGGUUUACGGUUUUCGCGAUGGCUGAAACAUCAGGACUUGUUUGCUGUUGUGUGCAUGUGUCGGCCAUUCAGCAGCCGGACCAGAGAGGAGUACUGGAGGCCUGGAGAAGUCACCUGGUAAGGCUGUGGGUAUGGCAUCAGUAGCGGCAUGCAGGAAGGAACGCUCUUUGAUCAAUAAGCAUUGCAGGAUCGUUGUUUAGAUUUGUUCAUCAUGUCCCUUCUGCAUGCUGGUCAAUAUUAUGUCGCGCGGAUCUGUAGGGCGAAGUAGUGCGUCGCUGCUGCGGGAUCCGAUGGCAGUGCGCAGCAGCCUUUGAAACGGACGUGCUUGGAUUUCGGACGUUCUGUUCUACAUCCUGACCACUCUCUCAGAGGCAACGGAUCGACCAGUCAAGUCAACUGGCGACGAGGGGCCAGCAUUCAGAGCCGGAGUGGACGUAUUCUUUUGGCAAUAUGCUGAUAAUACUACAACUGCGCGGAGGUGUUUCUGACGACUAAAGGAUGCCAGCUGUCAUUUGCGAUUCCGAUCAGAUCCCAGCAUGUAGUAGUAGGACUUCACGCAGGCGCUGGCUGAUGGGCAUGAAGUGAUGAGCUGUAAACGAAUGAUAGUGGAUGCGGUGGGCCAGGUUCUGCAGAGCAUAUCGCACGGUUAUUGACGGAUGGAGCUUUCACGAGUUUGCGUUGAUCUGUUUUCAUAGUGGGCUACGAUGAUGCUUUUAUCUGAUUUGUUAACAAGCUUAGCGCCGUCGGCUGAAUUGGCCGGAGUUACAAUAGUUGGCCAGCAGAAUCGAGGUUAAAUUUCCACGAGAGGCGAUGUUGCAGCGAGGCAACGCCGUGGAUAAGACGAGACGGGGCACGUCGAGAUGCUUGUUUGCUCUCGGAGCUCUAGGUGCAGCCAAUCCAGCUGCUCGCCUAAGGCGUUGGUCAGGCGGAAAAGGAGGCUCGUGCACGAACGUGCAGCGGUUGCAAGAUGGGCACUGAGACAGAUCUAGAAGCAGUCGUGUGUCAAUACACAUGGCAGCCGAAGGCAGAGCAAGACCAAGACCGGGAGCAGUGAUCUUAUGGCUAAGGUUGCACUUUGGCAGUUGGCUACUCAACUUCUGAUGGGGAUUUAGAAUAUUUAGAUGAACUUUGUAACUAUACGAGGGAGAAUAGGGAUCGGGUCCGCAGCGUUGGUCUUGAAUUUGAUGGGGGUGUUUUCUAUAAACCAGCGGACGCCUCAGUAUCUAUCAGUAGAAAAGUCGACAAUGUGAAUAGUCAUUCAUAGUUGGCGUUGCCUCUCAUUUUUGCGAACUUGGACAGCGACUGGCCCGUGGAAAGAAGGGGUCGGCACAGAAGGGACGAAGGAGGACUUGCGGCUGAAUCGAGGAGCAGCGAUGGCAGAGUCUAGAGCUUCAUCUAAUGAACUUAACCAGACUGGGAUGGGACAUCAUGCACUGGCUAAUAUACAUGUUUAGCUGAACUUCUCUUGUCAGGAUACCAGUGCCUUGCUCUGAAUUGAUAGGAAUGUUUGAAACGUUUGUGGAUAUUGGCAGAAAGUCACGCAUGUCUGGCCUAGAUAGGAAAAGCACAAUCGGAAUUGUCUAACUUCUUGAUCUGUCCAUGUAUGACAGACGGCAGCUUUAGAGCUGGCAGCAGGUGUCUGAAUGGAUGGACGUGUAGUCCUGAAUCUGUUUCACAAAAGCCCAUGAGUCUCGGUUUUUGUUACUUUUUUUCUCAUCUGAAUCUGCAAAAUGGCCUAGAUCACAAAAACGAGUGAUGUUUUUUGUGACAUCCGAUAGCGUUGUAUGAUAGUCUUUUUUUCAACAGAUUGGGUCUCUUCUACAGAUUUGCAAAGUCUCAAUAUAGUUCCAUAUGUGUUAUAGUGUGCUUGAAAUUGAGACUGAACUUGAGCUCAUCAAUCCAUCAUGAUAAAUUAUAUGUAAAAGUUACGUUUUUUCUUGGAUUCUGAACACUCAUUACUUGUUAAUGCUCAUAUUUGGCUACAUUUGCUUCCUUCUUCUUCUUCAAUCAAAACGGGAUAGUCAUUGGGACACUCAGAGAGAUACAACUUUCCAACCGCAAGACUUUGAUCCUCGCGAUCUCUACAACGAUCAAACAAAAUGGUGGCUCGAGGCAAUAUCAUUGUUUCUAAAGAGGAGGCCAUGAAUCGCUCCAACACGAGCAACAGCACUUUGCAAGGACCGAAUAACGGUCCUUGCGCGAAGUCUGUCGUUCAGUUGAACACUGGCAUCUUGACCAAAGCGGUCAAGGUUGCCAUGCAGGACCUGAAGGACGUACUACAUAUUAAACCUUUGACAUUUGGUGCUUGGUUAGCUAUAAUGUCUUAAAUUUAGACUUUUUAGAUUGAAACAGAAAACAGGAGUACACUUGCUUGAUACGUCGUCACAACACCCUGACCAUCUGGAUUCACAGUAGAGGUUUCAUCAUGGAUAGAUUGUAACUGAUUUAGUUCCUUGUAUUAUGUUUCAUUGUAGACCGUCAAUGUACGCUAUAACCAGUAGAAGGCGUCAUCAUGUAGCUGGUUGGUUACUGUAUAGAGUUCCCAUGUCACUCAGUAUAUCCCUAUCCUAUAAUCACACACCAGGAAGCCGACAUCGCGGAAGUCUGUCCGACGAGGGCCAUGAAAGGCUAUGCCUUGGCCCGCAUCGCGAAAUGGCCUACCAGCCGCCAACUAUCUGGGUUCGUACCCAACGGCGCUACGUUAUUGGGUGUGAUCCACAGCUGCACGGGGAAGGUGCAUGAGGGCUACCCGGAAGCUUGGGCCGCGGUAUUGAAGAGAUCUGAAUGAUGUGUGAUGGAUAGUGAUGAUGAAAGAUGGCACAGUGAACAGGUGGGUAACCUCUGUUGCACUGAAAGUGUCUCGCCGAUGGAUUCAUCAGCUUGAGACAGAGCUCGAAGCUCAGAAUCUGUAAAACUGAACGCUAGACCAAACACUGAAAGAUUGACAUUGAAGAUCAGUGGCAUUCUUCACGGGUGAUUAUCUUGCAGUAGAGACUCACCAUGGUGAAACUCCUGCUCACGAGAUUGCAUCUACUCUUCAUUCAUCACUCACACAGGUCGUGAAGUGGGCCGCAGAGAAUGGAAACUCUUCGGAGGAAACCUUGUGGUUUGAAUGGUUCAAGCAAGUCUGCAAGAAUGGAGAGCCCGAUGAUGAUCGUGUUGGUGGUGAUGAGAUCGAGGAGCGCUGGCAAGAGUUCAAGUCGACCAAUGCUGGUCGUCUUGUUGAGGAGCAAAUUCCUGGAUACACAGGCCGUUCUCCCGGACCUUGUACUUCUUUAUAGCCAUCUUAUUGAAUGAAGUUUAGGCAUCAGAAAUCAGAUACAUCAUGUCAGAGUGAAACGUUGCGGAUAUGUUGAAGUGCCUGUUCUCUCAUUCUCUCCUGCGCGUCUGCUUGUUACAAUGUCAUCUUCCUCUUCCUCAGCCGCUCUGGGUCGUUAUGGAGCAGGAGCGAUGCGUGCGCGCACUCGUCGCGCAGGACCGGCACGAAUGCAUCGUCGUCGCACUCGACCGGCACGCCGAAGCGUUGCUCGUGCCCGGUGGUCGCAACGUGGCGGCAGGGCUCGCCGCAGCCGUCGACAGGAAUCGGAACGCGCCGUGGAGGGCCUGAGUGGUAAUGUUGAUCUUUGAAUAUCGAGUGUAUGAAUCUGUGAUCUCAAGUUUCUGUUCGGCCACGUUUCUGUCUAGCAUAUCCUUUCUUCUAUGACCGUAAGCAAACAUACAGAUUACUCUUGGUCUUCCGCUGAAGACAUGGACGACGAGUUUUCCGAUUUUGACGACGAUAUGAAUGACGACGAUGAGAGUCCCCGUGGCCGUCCUAAGCGCCGCCGUGUUUCUGGAAGUCCAAGCCAGGCCUAUCCAUCUUCGCACGUUCGUCCUUCGGCAUCUCGCCGCACUUCCACGGCAGCUCGCAGCAGCCGUCCUGCUGGUAUUUCCUUAUCUGGUUUGGAUGAUACAACAACAAGUUCAUGAAAAGUGUUCAAACGUGAAUGAAGAUUCUUUUCUCUAAACGUCGUUCCAUCUCUGAUCUAUCAUAUCGCUCAUUGCACCAUCUAAAGGCUCUUCGGCGUCGCGUGUCAAUACUGGUCGUCGUUCUUCCCGCUUUCCGGUGCGUCGUGGUUCGAAGAAGACACGCUCCGUCAAGAAGAACGAGCGCAAGCACAAACGUGCUGGUCACUCGAAGAAGCGUCCUGUUGGACGUCCGAUGAAGAAGCGUCCGGUUGGACGCCCGUCCAAGACUACCGCCAAACGCGCUCCGAAGCGCACGAACUCCACGAAGACCGAUGACGCCAUGGGCUCGGAAGCCCCGAAGAAGGGAGACGAACCUUCCAAGCCAGCAUCCGGAAAUGUGCCUCCACCUGGUAAGGAGAAUGCGCCGCAGAUGAAGACACCUUCCGGACGCAAGAAGGGUGCUGCUUCGCCCAGUGCGCCUGGACGCGAUGAGCCAGAGCCGUCUCCACCGAUCAUUCCGGCCGGGGAGGAGAAGUGGUCGCCACCGCUACCGGGUUCGGUUCUGUUCGGCAAGGAGAAUGAACCGUUCAUCCCCGGACGAGCGCGAUCCAGCACAGAUGUACCACAGCCGCCGAACCAGCACCGUCCGGGUGGUGCUGCCGCCUCGUCCUCGAAUCCGCAGCAAGCACAGAAAGGUGCUGGAAAGCGAGCUGCUCCGAAGCCGAAAGCGAAGACCCGCGUUCGCAACGCACCUCGCGGUCAGAACCGGGACCAACGACGAUCCGGAUUGGUCGACGAGCCGAGCCAGAUCAGCGAAGGCACCCUGAGUUCGGACGACGUGGCCGAAGACUGCGAUGAUACGGAUGAUGAGGAGGAUCCGAAUGACACGUACUCUGAUCUCGACGGGUUCGUCAUCGAUGAAGAGGAUGCAACCGACUCGGACGACAUCACCAUCACGACGAGCGAAGACGAGUAUACCGGUUCGGACUCGGAGAUGGAGGAUGUUGAGCAGCAGUAGACGGCUCGGUAUGUCGAUGUUGCGGUAGGCGAGGCACGGAGAUCCUGACAUGCAGACUCAACGUGAAGGGCGCACACAAGAAGGUCGUAUUGGAGAUUUGGAUCUAAGUCACGAAGAGGGGAGGAAAGUUGUUUCACUCUAGCACUUGGGAGAGUCGCUGAAUACAUCGUGCAAUAUAUCCACAUGUAAAGUUAGUAGUAUUUUUUGGAUUGAGCACAGUCUUUUUUGCACAGCGACAGUGCCAUAUGUACCACUGAAGUGCUGCAAUGUACAGAAUUUUGCUGUCUUUCUGAAAGACCACACAUGGGUGCAGCAGUGGUUGGGUGUCCCAGACAUAAAAUGCACUUUUUUUUGGAAAGUCAGGACCUCUCACGAAAGUAAAAGUAAGUAUGUCAUAGAGAGGUCCUGACAUGUACAGAUUAUUGGAUUUAGAAAACGAGGACGAGCAGUGGAGCCAGAUGAGGACGUGUGUUCAUCAGCUGUUCUUUCCUGAAAGGUGACGAGCGACGAGAGCAAUUGAGUGCUUUUUUCUGAAGAUUGAUGGUUGUUGCGAUUCCUAAAAAAAUCUAAAUAAUCUAAAAAAGCUAAAAAUGUUACUUGUAAUUCACCUGUAUUUCACCUGUAUUUCACCUUAUAAAACCUCUUAUUUACUCUAUACGAAAGCAGUGACGCGAGACAUCAACUUUGCACCCUUUUUCCCCAAAAGUGGCCUGUAUUUCACGUGUAUUUGACUUAGUUGAAAUAUAGGUAAAAUACAAGACCAGGUGAAGAUUAAUCUAUUCUCAAAUCAAAAAAUGGACGAAAUCGAUCCCGACGAACUUUUCAACUUGGAUCCGCCUCAGCCGGAUCCAAUGUCCGACAUCAUCCGUGUCGAGUCGAAGCGUGACACGUCUCUGAAUUUCGAGCUUCUUGCGACUCGAAGCGGCAACGUACUUUGCGUCGAUGUAGAUUUCUACCUUUUAGGUGGAGCUCUUGCAGACGUGAUCGACUUUCGUCUACACAGCCGCGAUGCGUUUCUGGUGGAUGCGACGGAUCCAGACGAGCCAAGCGGUCAGGCCUGGCGUCGCAAAGGCAAAUGCAACGAACUUGUCCUCUCCUUGUUCAGCAAGCAGGUGAUCAACGAUCCGAACAUUCGAUACUACGCACGGUCUUGCACGACGAACAAGAUCCUCAGUCAGGACUUUGUCGAGGUCGUUCCGGAAUCGGAACGCAUGCCAGACUUGAUGCCGGUUUACGAACUACUCUUGCUGUUUCAAGCUCGACUCAAGUCGGCGCGACGAGGGCGGUUGGCGUUUGAGCGGGAUUGCGGUUACACAGUCGAAGACCUUGGCUUGUGCUAUGCUGGCGUUUUGUUGGAAGUGUUUUACACACAUGGAAUCGACAUGAUGUUGACGGACAGGGUUUCGCUAUCGCGCAAGGUGAAGGUCGCAUACGUGGAGGAACUUCUCUACGACCAAGAAAACAAGCUAUCGGCGCAAGGUAAUAGGCAUUUGAGAUACAACAUAUGUCAUAGGUCUCUUGUAUUUGACUUGUAUUUGACCUGUAUUUGACCUGUAGGAGUCUUCAUCAUAUCGCGUUUUCAUCAUCUUGCAAUAUUUUCAGAAUUUUAGAUUAUUUAGAUUUUUAUAACAUGAAGAUGAAUAAAUCUAAAAAAUCUAAAAAGUGAGGUCUUUUCUAGGUCAGUUUCGUGUUUCAUAAGAGUCCGAAGAUCUUGCUCACCACCUUCAAAAGUAACAUAGAAACCCAACUCCAGACCCGUACUCUAAAUAAUCUAAAUUUUCUAAACAAUCAAAAACAUUGCAACUCCUGUGACGGAUCCUUUAUCUUAGAAGACCGUAGGGGAAGGGAUGACACGACUCGACUGAAGACCAUGCUGUAGUGAUUCUACGGUGUGCGUCUACUCAAUUCCGGAAUCUUGCUGUCUGAUCCCCGGCCCCUCUUCAUCGUUCUUGCGUUGAGAAUAAUAGUCAACUUUACUAGUCAACAUUUGGGUGACAAGAGAUGGCCAAAUACAGGUGAAAUACAGGUCAAUUAUUGAGUUUAGGUGAAAUACAGGUCAAAUACAAGUCAACUGCAAGGUCAAAUACAGGUGAAAAAUCUAGUGAAAGUUUUGGUCGAUGAUGAGGCUCCAUCGAGUACUGACAUUCACAACUGGACUGCUCCGGUUGUGAAGAAACGUCAACUCUCUUGCAAGACUUCUGAGAUUUUCAUGUAAAUAUAGUGGCAAUUCUAUUGUUCUCUCUGUGAGUAGUUUUCAAAUGUAUUUCCACAUCAUGAAUUUCCCAAAUUUUUCAUUCAAAUGAAACACUCUCACACGAUCUCAAAAACAAACCAGGUAGUCUACAAGUGAGCGAGUUGCCGAAAAGAAUGGGACCUACGCAGUUUCUGGCGAUUUGCUUGGAGUAUGGACACUCUAGCUUCCUACGCAUCAUCGCUGAUUCGUUAUCUGUGGAAUACGAGAAGCUUCUACUCGAGACAGGGAUGCCCAUGGAGUCAGGUGCUAACUUUCUAUUUCGAAGUUGUUCUUGAGUUGAAGAAUACAAGUGAAAUAUAGGUGAAAUACAGGUGAAAUACAGGUGAAAUAUAGGUUAAUUGUGAUUAUUGUCUUCUUGUUCUUGGUGAUCAAAUAGCAAGCUUCUCAACUUACUGAAUGCUAAGACCUAGUCUUGUUCUGUUACUCAUCUGGAGUUGUUUAGUCGUUGAGCAUUUGCGUGACGUGUAUCAAGACCCUUAUAAUGUCGUAGCGAUAAACUUACUCUCCAAAUUGAAUUUUAUUAGCUUUUCAAUUUCAAAACGUAAAAUUUUGUUUUUAUUCAUUGAGUGGAAAACUUAAAUUGUGACGAUCGCGAACGAAUACACGCUUUGUCAGCCAUGAUCUGGAUGAGAGACAUCACGCUUACUACACAUUUUCGCUUGAAGCCCCAUCUUAUUCCAUGAAGUCUGGUGUAGCCUAUUGCCCUCUCAUGUACAAACUUACCAUCUACUCCAGGUUGGAAGCGAUGCAGACGAGCGGAGUACGCUACGCGUGUACCAGUAACGGGCGUUCAACCAAUUCCACCUGGGCAGCAGGUCACCACUUUCCAGGACAAGAUUGCGGUCCUCGCGACAGAGGAUGGGCAUCAUUCUACGCGUACGCGAGCACGAGGGAAUCUUCUGUGGGGUCAUCUGGUAACGUUAUUGACCUUGAAGGUGAAGAGCAUGGACGAGGAGCACAGCGAUCCUUCUAAUCCAAUCGGUCUUGCCAUGGAUGGUGUAACUAUCGGAGGAAGGAAGUUCAAGAACGUGAGGAUUCGAGGGGACUGGUUUCACUCUGGUUUGAUGACGACUCUCCAGAUUCCGCCGCUGAUCAUCGAGCAGUACACUUCGAAGGACAUGGCAGAUUACAUCAAGAGCAACGUUCGCCUACGUCGCAGUGAAGCUGACAAAGACAGGCUGAAGCAGUCCGUGGAAGCUGCUGCAGUUCGGAAACGUUUGAGCUGGUUGUUCAGCACCUUGUCGCUGCUGGAGGAGCGUGGCGUGCAUCUAGCAAUCGAUAAAGGAUCAGAUGAGAGAUUCUUUUGGUGUUGGUGCCUGGCGAACGGCUACCGCAUUGCCAUCGAUUUCGAUCAACCUCACGUUGAGAGCCGAACGAUGGUACGACUGGCUGAGUUCCUUCUUCCUGCUGAUUUCGGGAGGUUCACCAAGAUCAGAUCCACUGCUGAUGGAGUGUUCAGCGUGCGGAUGGGUUCGUUCUUCCGUGCAUUCAGCAGUCUUCCGAAUAGCGAUAUGAUUGAUCUCCUUUCUGAUCUACAAGAUGUCGCUAUGCAGGUGACGGGAAAGCAUGUUGACGAUCCGGAGUUUUGCGAGUGUAUGCGGGACCGCGUGGCGACGAUCAGUGGAGAGCUGAGCAAUUUCAGCGGCAGCAAGCGGUGGGCCAAGUAUGCGCAUGCGGCGGAAUUCGUUUGCGAGAAUCGAGAUCUACUCAGUCUAGUGGUGCAUGCGCUUUUGGAGAAAUCGAGACCUGCUGUACUUCGACUUCCAGCGAGGGUCGGAAUCGACGUGGCGAAAGAAUCUGGCCAAACUACGCGAGUCACACUGAACCAUAGUGACCUGGUGAACGCCCGAAUGACUCUCGAUCAGCACAAGCUCGCUGAGUAUGACGAUGAUAUCAGUGACAAUGAGGACCGCGGUACUUUUCUAUGCAGUUGGUUAGCAUUCUUGUAGUUCCUACUUGAAAAGACUGUGCAACAUAUUCUAUAUCUGUACUCCAUACAACGAAGACAACUUGUUGGUCAUGACAGAAAGAUUCUCGAUUCACUACUCCUCUUCAUCUUCUCGACUUGCAUCCAUGUCUAAAUACAUUCUGUGCCAGAUGAUGAGGACCGUGAGAAGCUGAAAGACGACGAGCGAGCCAAUUCCUCUGAUGAAGACGAGAUUCGAGCAAAAGCGGAUCGGAUUGAACGUGCCAAGCGGGUAGUUCGUGAUGAUGAAGAAGCUGAUCAUCAAGUGGUGGGCGACAAGAUGAACAAUGACGCGACUUUCCUGAGAGAAAGGAAUAAAAGCAAGAAGAAGAGCGCUAUAGCUAGUCGACGACUGCACUUGGAGGUUUUGCCGCGGGAGUUCGACCAUGACGUUGUUUUACCUGGUGAUCCAAUUCGGCCAGCUCGUCCGACCGAGCGAGAAGUCGACAAAUCUCUGCUCGCGAUCUUGUGGAACGUCAUGAAUGACCCCGAGGACAUGCUUCACAUUCUUCUAUACCGGCGUUUGUGCGGACCUCAGCUCUACUAUCACAGCUUGGGCAUUAUGUUGAGUCACAAUCACCUCUAUGCUCGCAAGUUUCUCUACACGCAAUGCGCGGAUCUACUGGCAGAAAACGCAGCACUCUUGAACAGCCAACAGAGUGCAGAGUUGAAGCUAUGGGUUGAGAAGAAUGGCCGUGAUGAGUACGUGUGCAAGCGACAGGGAGACUUUUUCUUAGAGGUACUUUGAACUGUUUGGAAACUCAGAAACUGAUACUGUUUUCUCCGAUAGAUUCACGUGCUACACACCAUCUAUUACUUUGGAAAAGAGUCUUUGCGGUUCUGUAUUGAAUCUUUAGGCCCAUUCUACAUUGCCGUUUCAAAAACAUCCAGGUACUUCGAUCAACGAUGCGAACUGCGCAAGUGCGAAUGGCUCUGCAGCAACGUAUUUGGAUGUACAGUUACAUGGGCGGUGACGACCUGACGUUGGAUGAGGUGAAGAGUCAGAAUCAAGACCGCGACUUGGGCAAGCACUUCAUGUACAUCUACGACAACAGGAAGAAGUGGCAGGAGAAGAGUGGGUUUGAUGAGUCAGGCCUGAGGACUUGCGACUACAACUGUGACCUACUAACGACGGAGCGGGAUCCUAUGACGAAUCGCGAAGUAGGUGGUCGCAUUGUACUGACGAGCUACACUAGCUGGCGCCCGAGACGUGUUCAAACUCCAGCGAGUUUUGAGAAACGACUGGCUCAUGUAAUGAAAGAUCUGCAGACUUGGGAUACGGAGCAGGCCGAAGCUGUCCGCAGAGUCAUGAUGAACCAGCACAAGUACUACUGUGUGAAAGAGUUUCAGUCCUUGUUGGAUGAUGGCGGCUACGUUGAAGCAGUGGACUUUGCAACGAAGUGGAACUCAUGCCGAACGCUGGGGACAAGGGAUAUUGAGGCAGGUGGAGGAAAGCAAAGCCGGGCAUGUAGAAAAGCAAAUCAGAGUGGUUCUGUUGUCGGGGUACUUCAAAAGUGUUCUUGUAUCUGUAGAGCGAGUUAUUUAAAGACUUCAGUAUUUAGUUUCUAACAUCUGACUCUCUUCGAAAUUCUACACGUUCUUGAGCUGAUUUUUCCGAUCCAGAUUUCCGACUAUGAUCUUCAUCCUUCUACUCUAGUUUUCAUAUUAUGAUCUUGUUAUCGCAAAAGAAUCGAGACCUUCGACACUAUCACACUUUGCAUCAAUUGGGCUGAGCCCUUCACCACUACUUCAUCAUCUCACAUCAGACCAUCCCGUAUUACUUGUACGAAGCGACCGUGCCGGUCUGGAUUCCAUGGCUGAAACCAGUGAACCCGUUUCCACGACCUGGCCAAAAGCAGAGGCAAGUUGGUUUCAAGGAGAAUUUUUCAGCGUUAGAUGGACGUGGUCGACCUGAGGACUUUGCUUGUGACAGCAAAGCGGAGCUGCAGACGCUCUGCUUCGGUGAUGGAGCCUUUGAGUCGAAUACCAUCGGUCUUUGCAGCUUCGCCGACUUUCAGCAGUGGUACAAGGAGUACACUGACUGUCCUACGAAGCGUGAAGGAUCAGCAGUGCAGCAGUGUCGGGAGUAUCUGUCUGAAAUGCCAUCUGUCGGUCAGAAGGAAAUCACAGCAGAAAUGGGCUCCGUGCUGAAAGUGAACCCGACGGAUCAUGGAUUGAGCGAUGCUCAGCUGGAGGGGAUGGCGGGUUUCAAGAUGGAUCCGCAAGGGCUUCCAGACGUUUUUGAUGCUGAGAUGUUCUUGUACGAAUGUGAAGACCACAUCUCGUCUGACACUGUGCACUCGCAGAAAGUUUGGCGUCGUGGAAGACUGCAGGCUUUGUACCUACUCGGCAUCUUACAGAAGAAACGACUGCGCAAGGAGCCCCUCGUCCUGAAGUGCAAGCAGAGCUACACGCCGCGGGCAAACAACAACAUGCUUGUUUACGAUGUGUUGGUCGAUAUUUGCAUGGUGAAGUGCAUCGAGCUCAAUCCGGACGACAAGGGCGACCCGACGGACUUCAAGCGCAACAGCGCUGGCGGCAAGGAUGCAGAGAAAGACGCGACGAAGAACCCGGCAUCGGAGGAGCAUGCCGCCGAGUCUAAACAGGCAGUUCCGGAGAAGCCCGAGGCUGGUCCAAAUCAGCCAGCGAAAGAGCGUACUUUUAUUUGAUCGACUGUUGAUCUUCUCGAAUUCGAAUGUCUUUUCAUGAGUAAUCGUGUUAUUUUUUCAUUAUUCCAAAAGCGCAGGUUUGUUGCCCCCGGACGAUUUCGAGGAGCAAGAGGUGGAUGCUGACUCGCGCAGACGACUACAAGCAAUCGAUGGGUCGAAUGCAGACCUCAAUCCGCUCAGCAAAGAGCGGUACCUGAACGAUUUGGAUGCGGGGAAGACCGUCUUGUUCAAGUUGCCGGAGAAGAGGGAGAACUGGAUGUUUCCUAUCCCGACAUCGAUGAUCGCGCAGAAAAGCUAUGUCAAAGGGCUUGUGCUGCAGCCCUUCAGCAUCGCAGAAGGUGGAGGCCAUUGCUGUCAGCAAAUGCACAUCGUCGACGAUGCGUACUGGGCUCGUGAUGAACAAUGGAGACAACGAAUUGCUAUUCCGGGCAAGUCUCGAAUCAUGCAGCCGCUUGCUGCUGCGGAAGAAUACGGCUUCUUCGUCGACGACAACUUUGCGAAGGGAUUCAAGGGUGGCCGCAAAGCGAACAUCAUGCAGACAGUGAAGCUACUUGCCCACGAUGAACCACGCCGCCUCGAGUUGAUCCGUGGCACCGAUUGGACGACCAGUGGUCACGACGAGGAUACGGGAGAAGUCAUCAUCAACGGGCCGCUUGGUCGACUAGAAUCUGCGAAUGUGUGUCAUAGAACUCAAACCAUCCGCUCUGUCGAGAAUCCGCGAAUGGUGCUUGCUGCUAUUAUCGACCCGGGAAUAGUCGAGCGCAAUUGUUCGCGACGGUAUUUGACAUCUGUUCAUCUCUUCGAAACUGAUGACGUCAACUACAUGUCUCCGCCGUUGAGUCCAGCCAGUCGAGCGAAUAUGAGUAAGAAGGAGCUGGAGUUGUACGACGCUGACCGCGCAGAACGAGCGAAGGCCCAAAGUGUUGUUGCGUAUGACCAGAACAGGCACAGAGCGGUGGCUGCGGCCGGUGCUGCGAAGAAGAAGGAAUCUGAAGAGGAGAAAGAAGAGGACGUAGCUAGCAGUGGUCGUGGGUCGGAGGCUGAUGAAGAGGAAGAGGACGAGGAUUCGCUUGGCGCUUUCUUCAUGGAGGUCAGCGAGGAAGUCAAGAAACCCGUCGUGGAGAAGAAGGAAAAGAUCAAAGUUGCAGCUCUGUUCAAGUUCGUUGACGGUCUUUCGCUGACUACACGAGAAUGGUCGGAAUUGUACUACAUCAUGGCCAUGGGCCAGACGCGAGCUGAGCAGCACUUGAUCAACCGCGGCGUUUAUCCGGAGAGGAAGUUGACGAACAAAGAUGGUCUGGAGGUUCUGACGCACGUUUCUACUCUCACAGCAACUUCACAGAAGGUCAUGGCCAAACUUUUGUCGGCGUCGAUGGAUGCAGACAAGGCCGAACGCCAGGAAGAAAGCACAACUGCGGACAAGCAGAAAAAGAAAAUGGCUACGAAGAAGGCGAUGAAGGUGUCGAAGGUGCAGCAGGUGGCCAGAUCUGUGGAUCAGGUUAACGCGGUUUUGAACGGUGAUGCGUUUGGCGGUGCGGAUGGUGGCGCAGCUGACGGUGACUUCCUGGAGGUAUUUAUAAGAACUUGAUGUCACUUGAUCAUGCUAAUCUAAUAAACAAAAGAUCUAUAUGACGAAAAGGCUUCUGAAUUAACAAUCCCUCACUCUCCUGACAGCGCCGCAACUCGCAGGGAAGCUACAUUGGUGACGAAUGGGACGGUGCUGACGAUAUGAUUGCGGAGAACGAGGUGUGUUGCGAAGUAGCUGAUGUUCCGACGGAUGAAGCAGCUCAGAUAGCACGCCGAAAUAAGUGGCUAACCACGAAGAACGCUGAGUAUGCAAGAGAGUGCAAGCUGCGACUCCAUCGAGAUGAGGACUUGGUUGAUCUUCACCUGAACGAGCGCGCAAACGGUACGAUUGUCAGAUGCGACGACUGCAAGAAACAGAUCGGUGUGUAUCAUCGCAACUGGAUCUUCGCGAAGAACGGACCGACGCUACGGUUUUACUGCUCCAACACCGGAGUGAAACCGCCGGGACCAAUGUCGUCGAAGGCAACCGGACCUGCCUCCCAUCCGCGCCUGAAGAGCCCUCCAGGAACCUAUCGCUGCUAUUGUGGUUGGUGGAGAGGAGGAAAAUGCUACAAGGAUGAGACAUAUACGGAGCUAAUUCCAUUGGGCCACAUAUGGAAUUGCAGUCUCGUCCAGGCGCGGAACGAUAUGAAGCGUAACGACAGUGAUUGUCGUCGAUCCUGCAAUGUGAUCCAGAACUUCGUGUGCAUUCCGCGCACGAAGACAUGGCAGGCUCGUACGCUUGAGCGCGACGGGGAGGUGUAGUAGACGUCUCAUGACGUCUACAUCCAUGGGCUGCAGGAGGAGACGCAGUCCAUUUCUAUGUUUUUUUUGUACAAAACAAUAUUUUUUUCUGGGGCCGGCAAAUUCCGGCAUUGUGGUACAUUAUUUUCCCAUGCACAUUCAUGGGCAUGAAUUCAGUCAUUUUUUUUGCAAGGACAUUGUACAUCACGGUUUUGCGGGACCUUGCCGACAUGGAUACACACGAGCACAUCUUGGACAUACAUGAACAUAGACAUGUAUAGACAUUUACAUACACAUACAUACUUUCAUAGGGCAUAUUUCCAUACAUAUUCUAACUGAGUAGUAGCAGUAGUAACUUCGAUAGGCUUUUUCAGAGUGUGUUCCUUCUAAUUCGGUUGAAAGAAAGCGGUCGUGCCGUCGGUGAGAGGUCGGAGAAAGAUCCUAAAAUUAAACCAAUGAUCUCUGUAUAUCUGGCAUUCUGUAAUGAAAUCUGUCAUCUGAGACCAAGAAAACGAAGACUGAGAAAUCCUUGUCGGCUGACCUCUAAAUCUGGUGCAGAGAGAUCAUAUCGGCAGAGAGACCGUUCAAGAGCGUUAUUCUUCUAGUGCCUGAAAAUACUUGAAUUUUUAAUUUUUUAUGCUAAUAUUUUUGCUGAAAAAUGUAUUCCUCACUUGUUGACUUUCCGAUAAUUUUUUGGUUAAUUAUUUGGAAAUUAUUGAUGAAUGAAAAUAAAUGUGAGUCAGGGAUGGUGCCAGGGAUGCAGCCUGCAUCGCUCUAAAUAUGGCAAUGGCAAAGACUUUCAAGACGCAUCUUCUUCAUAAUAACACUUUCUUCUUCAUACUUUACUGUUUACUCCGUAUCUAUACAAUGAGACUUAUAGUUCCUUUUCUACUUCUUGUUCUUCUUGUCUUUGUGGUUCCUAGUUGGGCUGGCUCCACCACUAUUAUACGGCCAUCUUAUGACAGUCUGUGUCUGAACUACUCUACACGCACACUAAUACAAUGAAACGUAGUUAAGACAUGAUGAUCUACUUAAGACAGUCUGAUCUUACUUUCGUAGAAGUAAUAGUACAAUACGACCAUAAUUUUGAGAGUUCUCUCUCUAACAGUGAAGCCGGUCAGGGGUGGAGCAGGCUCAUGUACCAUGCAUUCGAAAAGGCGGACGCUGGCUCUCCCAGCUGGGGCACUUGGUUGAGCGAAAAACUUUUUAAGGCUUCUACUUCUAGUUGUCCGUCUCGGUCUUUCAGCGCUCCCUCGGCAAAUGCAAGCUGCUCAUCUUGAAGAUUUGAAGGGAAAUAACUCGACGGGAACAAGGUGGAGCUGGUCUGGAAGGAAAGUGACUCAAUCAUUACUAAUUCAUGAUUUUUAGACUCCUUCUACGAAAGUACUCCGACCACUUCCACCACUACUAAUACUCAUUUUGAUGCUGUCUCUCUACUUAGAAGUAGUUGCUCAAGGUGGAAAAGAUGGGUGACGAUUUGAUUGGCGUUAAUCUUCCUUGGCUUCAAGGGACUAUUAAGUCGCAGGUGCGGGAGGUGAAGAAAAUCGCGAAAGAAGAGCGCGGCCUCUGGAUGCGUCUGCUGGUUUUGCGUAGCCGUCUGAUGCGGUAUCCUGAUGAGCGCGCUGCUCUUGGGGACAAAGGAGUUAUGGGUGGAACUCUUCUUUUUCACUAUUCACGAAGAAGAUAGCCAUUUUGGCUCAAGGGUUGUAAUUCGGCCGCAUAUCGACAGGUCUGCUUUUGCAGGUUUAGGCUAGCGCCCAAGGCCGACAGAACUUAUAAGUUCGCGCAUAUAUUUUUUGAGCUUAUGCUCCUUUUCUACGCAUGAGGUAAGGCCUUCCGGGCGAUCUUCAUUAUAGGGGGGACACUAGUUAAGGAAACUCACACUCAGAUGGCCACGGUCUCCCCUCAUCCUCGGCCCUGGACUCUCCACUAUUCCCGCCAGUUAUAAGGAAGCUUUUAACUAUUGUUCAUCAACACACGACCAGUGAAGGAAAGUGAGAAUAUGGAUAGCCCCCCUCAUCCUCGAGGGCCAGCUCCUUCUCUCCUGAAUGUCUUCGACCUUUUCCCCUGAAUGUCUUCGACCUUUUCCCCUGAAUGUCCUCGGCCUUUUCCCCUGAAUGUCCUCGACGAUCUUCCUCACUAAUAUGGUCGACCAUCUGAUCCCUCAAUCAUCCGCGAUCAUCUUGAGGAUAGAUCGUCCCCUCAUCAUUAUAGUAUUUUCAUAUGAAGAUAUUGGCUUGGCCUUCCAUAAGGACAGGCCUACUGUACUGGACGAAGUACUGACUGAUUUUAGACCAGGACCUUUCUCGUCGCACAGCCUAACAUUUUUUUUUGUGGCUAGCUGAAGGAGGCCCAGCCCUCGUUUCAGGACUGACGCCGCCACUCCGCUAGUUUUGCAGUGGACCCGCGGAGCGGGACUGCCUUGCUUCCCUGGGAUGGCGAAGCAUGGCCUCUAGUAUUGGCGUCUCCACAGGUGGGGCCGCCUUCCGUCACAGGCUCUUGUCGGAGGCGCUUGGGAGGGGUGUCAAAAAGGGGGACAAAACGGGCCCACCUUCACUCUCCAAGCAGGUCGGGCCACUUCUUUGGCGACAUCUUUAGCCCUAAGGCGGUCGCCUCAAGGCACCCCCUAGGCCCCACGAGGUGGGGCCGUUUCGGUCUUCGUAAAACGUGCCGGCAGUCUAUUGAAGUGAAAGGCAUUCGCAUCCCAAAAAAAGGUAAGGGUGGGAAACUUUUGAAGCCAAAGCGCUGCAACUGAAAUGCGAUGGGUGCGCGACGAUUACACUACCAAGAAGCGGCAAGGAUUUAGGCAGGGACACCAGGCUGCGCCGCUGCAGCUCGCGCAGCCGGAGAGCGGACACCCUGCACCAUGCGGGGCCCCUUCUUUGGAUGGCUGGGCUGUCACAAUGGCGUCACCUUCACGAGGCAGCGCCGCUUCUUGUGGCCUUUCUCAUCGGCGAUCCAGAGUGAGCCCCUGCGCUGAGGGGUGGCGCUCAGGCGUCACGUGACUGGCCACGACUUGUGAAAGGAUUCAAGAAGCGGGACCCGUGACACCUGACAGAUUUGGGUUUUGCAUUUUGGCGCAUUUUGCAACGCCCUACGCCAACCAUAAUGUGGCGCCAAAAUCCAGCUGAUGCAGUCGACUAGAUACUCGGGCGCCAAGAUGCUUUCUCAGCGCCUUUCGGGCAUCCGCAACGGGAGGGCCCGACCCAUCACCAAGCAGACAGAUUGAGAAAGUUUUUCGGCGAAGCCGUUGGUCCCAUUAAUCGAGCAGCGGGUGCCCGGUCGCGCCCCGAGGCUGACUCUUGCAUGCCUUAGUUACCCUGACUUGGACGGCUUCGGCAUGUGAAAAGCGACAGAGCUGACACGCAUCGCCCCCGUGCAACUAGCCCAGGCCUGCACCGAAGGCCCUGCGCAGAGCGAUCCGGCUCAAGCGAUGACGACUUUGCCGACUUUGCGAUCCUUGAAGUUUCAGAUUGCCGACUUUGCCAAUGAAUGAGAAAGCAGGUUAUUUCGAAAAAUGGUGCGCAAAAUUUUCGUUCCCCAUUUUUGUCGAAGUUUAUUUUUUCGACCAAAAAGCAUCCGCUUGGGGUGCUUCUUGGUUGGCUCUGGCUUUUUGGCUGGAUGCUGCCACCAUGCGCGACGGGCCGGAUAGCCUUGGCAGAUGCUUCGCUGCGGAUAUCGACGGCCCCGCUGCCUACGCGGUGGCCAGGGUGUACGGGAGUGCGCCAGGCCUUGCCACUGGAGGCAUUUGAAAAAAGUAAAUGGCUGCGCAACGAAAAAAGUCCGGGUCUAAAAACUCUGAAGCACUACGCUAGCCCCAUAUCUAAUCUAAUCAGGAAGUUGCUCCUGUCAGUGUUAGUCCAACAUAUUUUACAAUAUCGAAUGCACGACAUCAAUUAGGGCUACCACCUCCUGCCAGGCACGUCAGUCUUGCUUGUAACUAUUCUAAUCUUGGUCUUCUUCGGUUGAAAACUACAAUUUUCAAGCCUCAGUAGAGUUACCUCAAGUAGACGAGCAUGCAACUUUUCUAAUCUUAGUCAACAUGCGAACACGAACUCACUGGAAGGACACGAUCCAGCUGAAAAAGAGCGGUUUGAGAAGGAUGCCGCUGAGCUGUGGAAAGUGUGGAAUCUUACGGCUUUGGAAGGUGUGGAAUUAUUAGUUUUUUACAUUGCACAUCAUUUGUCUUUUUAUUUUAGUACUUACCUUAUUGUUGACAAAGCAAGUUGCUUUGUUCAAUAUAGGGACACCUUAACCUUUAUUGUACUUAAGUAAUACUUUCAUUUGAUGACCUUAGUACUAGUACUACUUAAGUAACUUUCAUUUGUCCUUUGUAGGUCCAUGCUUGCUUCGUGCCCUAUCGAACCUCGUCAAAACGUACACCUCGUCAUUUGUCCUUAGAAGUCUUCUCUUGCCUGUAGUCCAACUUUUAUAUCCCCUCUACUUGCAAUAAAUAUAAGAUCAAAGCAAUCUUCGAGGGCUACUUCUGAGGGACGAGUACUUCUGAGCACAUGAAGAUACAUGAUUGGUAGUCUGAGUUGAAUCAAUCAACUCCGCUCUAAGAGUAGGAUCUUGUGGGAGGUGCGGGGACUUGGUGCUGAGCAGGCUCCUACCUGGCUGAGCGUUUCCGAAUCUCUAUCCAAGAAAAGGGGGAUGUUUUCCCGAGACUAUUUAAGGCAACCCAGUACAUCUAGUUGCGCAAACACCUACUUACCCAGUAGCAGUGGACCCACCUCUUGUGUAAAAUAUCCCCACUUGCUGCAGAUCAACAACAUGUCAGUAGAAGUAGAUACUUCUGCACAAAAUAACAAUGGCGCUAAGUCAGCUAAGAACUGCACGAGAACGGUCUCUAUGUGUUGUCGCCUCCUCGUCCUGGAAGUGCUUCGCUUAGCGACUUUUGUCACUUGUUUCCUCUUGGUUUUUCUGUCGUUUGGUUUCGUUUCAUGUGAUUCCCCGCGCCCCUCCAGAGUCCACCGCAUCAGCCUGCAAGUGUGUGCCUGGGGAUUCUGGAGGGGCGCGGGGAUUUGGAUGGCGCCCGGGGUUCUUGGCUCGCAAUUGGGGGAAGGUUUUCGCGAGGGGAGCGCAGUAGGCGGCGAGUGUUCUGCGGAUCCGUAUCAUGCCCGGAAAGGUUGAACUCUGUCCGGAUUUUUGCCGUCCUUCGUUGAAUUUUCUCCAAUGUAGAAAAUUAUCAGAAUAGACGCAAUAUUAAAAAACAAGAAGAGCGGGCAGCUUUAUACGACCAGUUGUAGAGUGGAUGAGGAUGGUUGUCUUACAACAAAAUGGGUGACGACAAUGAAGAGUCACGACAACAUAUUACAGCAAGGAAGAGAUGAGGGAGAAGAGCUAUCUUCACUCUACCUCUCAUUCUCUCCGGUGCUCAGUCACUCCUGCCUGGGCCUUGUGUUCAGUCACUUAGACGUCACUCUCCCAUCUCUCUCUCUUUUGUUUGCUCAGUAUGCUGAGCGGGUCCCUCGUAUUGUCGCGAGCGGUAGUAUUCCUAUUGAGGAGAGUGAUAUUCCACUACUCUCUUCUUUCCUCUUUGUUACUAACUGAACACUCACAGCGCCGUGGCACCCCGACUUUACAUCGAACCAGAAGAGUCAAAAGUAGUGGGGCUUGAAGAGUCAAAAGUAGUCAAUACUCACACAUCAAGGGGAACAACUUUUCACUUCUAUUGAGGAGAGUGAUAGUGGUAACCUCUAAACUACGCGAAAGACGGAGACGGACCGGACGCACUGGCGGACAAAUUUUUUAAUGUUUGGCUACGGCUCUACUUAACAUCUUUAUCGCGGUCGAUGGCACUAGUAUUAACUUCUUUGAGCUUGAGAGUUUGAGAGGGUUCUUUGUCAACAUGAUAAUGGGCAGCUACAGGCAUGCGAAUAUUAAGUUUUAGUACAGUUGUAACUAGUAUGCAUUUCAUGCACAUAAGCAAUUAUGAUUAUGAUGUACAAAAAUAUAUUCAUCGUGUUCUACUUCACGCUACUUCUCAAAAAAAAACGGAGAAGAUGGGUCAUCUUUGAUGAAGAAGAUAAUGGGCCCUGUCUUCUUCUAUCAAAGAUGAACAACGACAAUAAUUUUCACAUCUGGUCAGGAGUCUAGAGUUGUCCUCUAGACUCUUCUAAUUUGUUACCGAGCAUUAAUAACACAAUAAUUUUUACGUAUCAGUCUUAGGCUGUCUAGAGGACUCUAAUUUCCGAUGAUCAAAAGAGCAGACAUAGAGACGGGGACGAGGACGAUGUUGACGAUGACGACAAUGUUAAGGCAUACAGACAAAUCUAGAAUAUCUUUCCUGCAGCUUUUCCUGGUGGUGUAAUGAAUCAUUUUUAGUAGCCUCGCGUGCACCUACAUCAUUAUGAAGAGAGACUUGCAGAGCAAUCUUUGAUCUAUUUUGUUUCUACCAGCAGGACGACAUGAAGAUGGAGGAGGGAUUACGAUUACAACCGCCUAUUACACAGUUUUUGAUUACAUGAUGUUGAUGAUGACCUUCUCUAAUCAUCUGGUACGGGCGCUGGAUGCAGGAGAAGCAGGAGACGAAGAAGAAGAAGAUGACCAGGAUUCCGCGGAUAAUGCGGGUGGAGGAGGCGCUGGCCCUAUGGUUAUGCCAAAAGAUAGCUUCAGCACCAUGAAAAAAAAAAAAUGACUCCUACUUGGAAAAGGUGAAGCCUCGUCCAAGGAUAUUAUCCCUGCUCUCAAGGAAUCAUGAGAUGCGAAGAAGUCCUCGGUAGCUCGCUCUAAUGUCAAAGAUAAGGCGUCUGGUGAUGGGGCCAAUGAUGACGCAGGGACUCCACAAGAAAGUGCAGCUCGAGACCGAGAGCAGGCUCCUGGUGAAGCAGAUGCUCAAAAUGAUGCAGGAGAAAAGCAGCGUGGUACGCUUGAGAGAGUUGGUACGGCACUCAGCAAGGGUGCCAGUGCGGUACUCUCCUCUGCCCAAACGGUAGUCUCUGCACGUCGUGCAGGUGGAGGAGCAGCGCCUGCUACUACUGUUCAAACACCUAUAGCAGCUGGAGACACAAAACCUGAAAAUUCACCACCUACAGGAUCCACAUCCGGAAAAAUAAAAAGGUCUGUUUCUGGCCUUGGUGGUGUUGCUGCGCGCGGAAGGGCAAGCACAGGCAGAGGCUUUAACUGGCCUCUAGGUAGAAGCAGUAAAACAACAGCAGCUUCUCUUCUCGAACUCGAGAGUAAUAGUACUUCUUUGGAGGAAACUCUUCCAAUGGUCGGCCAACUCUUGGAGGAGAUCGAUGCCAUAGGAGGAUGGGAAAAUUUUAUUAUGGCCGCGUGAACAUUAACAUCAACAGUCUCUGUAGAAACUCUGUAUCAUACUCUGUACCUACACUGUAUGAAGAUUAUCUCAGACUCUGUAGAAACUCUCUGUUGACUCAGACUGUCUGUUCCAUAGCACCAAAAUAAGAGUGAGCGUCCCUAGUUAGGGAAUCCUCUUUUUUUCUGUGAACAAGAAAUCAUGCUUCGCCAUUACUUCGAGAGCCACGGUGUAGUACUUAGUUUCAUCUAUCAUUCGUAAUCCUCGUAUAUCUACAACUUAUACUUAGUCUUCUAGAAGUACUUCUUCUGCAGUAGAAUCUUUACUGAUUCAUCUUUUUGCGUCCUCUAAUUUCUGAAAAAUGUCAGAAGGUCGUGGGUACCUUCAUGAAGCUGAUCGUCUGGAAGAUCACCACGAUAUGCAUAGAGAGGCAGACGCGUUUCUUUUAAGGCUCUUUGACUAUUGAACUUCACCUUCAGUCACCCCUAUCCCGAAGAACGGAUUUUUAUAGAUACUGAACUGAAUGAAUGUCGUCCUCGUUGUAAUUGAUAUUGAAAUUGAUUUUGAUAACUUUGCAUCAUUUGUUUGUUUGUUUUGAUGCGCUCCGGGCGACGCGUACGAUCCCGCCGGAUUUCUUUAUCAUUGGUUUAAUAUGUAGAAUUCGCCCAUUUCAAGCACUGUUGGUUCUCUCCGCUUCUUCAAUAAAGCUGAUUAAAUCGUAUCAUGACAUAAGUCCCCAGACUUUUCCCCCCCCCAUGCUGUAAUUACCCCACGAAUGGGUAAACUACUACUACUAAGUUAAGUUAUAUUCUGGGCAGCAACCUUGACCUUCUUGUUAGCAGUUCUUGUUGCCAAUCUAGUCCAGAAUAGAUCACUUUCAUAAGGGCAGGACGUUGUUCUAGUUCUACUCUUAAUAAAUAGGAGGACAGUAACCCACUCACAUCACCGCAUACGACCCUUUCACAAUUCUACACUGCUCCAUCUCCAUCUACGAAUAGUACUGUCCCUAAUAGGAGGACAGUAAAUAUAAAGUAAUCAUGUUUACAGUAGGAGUAGGUACUAGUUUUUUAUCUAGUACCCAAGAAGCAAACCAAAAGCGUGCUGGUCGUCAUAAUUUCUUGACACACUGCUGGAGCUGUAGUUCUGUCCUGCAAAAAUUACGCUAGAAGUAGUACUGAAUGGGGUCGUGCCAUCUUCAUGUUCAUCCACAACUACGUACAUCCAGACGACUACGUUAUAGGGUGGAGGGUUUCAGGGUUUGGGUUUCUUCGACUCAUAUAGACGACUCUAAUAUUUGAGGAGGUUGCUGACGACAAUUCUAUUGGGAACACGACGGAUGAAGAAGGGCUAUAUCGAAGUGGGGCCAGCACAUCUUCGAAGGAACAAGCCACCUCAUCUUUGUUAGAACAAUCCGAAUCCAGAGCGGGCGGGUUGGCAGCGGGGGGGGCGAUGUUAAGACUGGUAUACUAAAGAAGGAACUAUAGAAACUAUACUAAAAAACUAGUAUAGAAUCGCUAUCUUCAUCUAAGACACGACUAAGUAUAGCUAUAGCAGAGUAGUUUAUAGCACGCAUGGUGCAUGGAGUGCAUGGAGCGCAAAGCUUUAAGGGGCGCAAGAAGCUCCCCCUUUAGCUCCAUGCUACUCCAUGUGGUGCAUGCACUCCAUUCCAUGCGAGCUGUGAAACCUCACAAAUUGCUCCGCUAUAGCAACCGGCUAGCUUUCCCUCUGACUUUAGGCGUGUCCCGUCCUGCAAUAUAGAGUGGCUAUCUAGAAACAUUGACAAGAAGUAUGUAGUUGGGGCACAGGAGGGCUUCUGAAGAUAUCAAUCUAGUCAAGGAGGACGCAAACCAUCAAUCUAGUACAACGAACUAGUACAACAGGAAGUAUCUAGUCCUUUUGCUUGUUCCUAGAAUAAAAAAAUGAAUGCCAGUUCAGUACAACAUCAAAACCAUUCAUCCAGUACUGUUCGUGUUCCUUCUGCAUUUUGGCUCAAGGCUGCGGCUGCGAGCAUAUCUUAUCUUGUCAGGGAGACCCAGCCGCUUUUUCUUGAAUCGAAUGAAUUUAGCGUUAGAAAAACAAAACCAAACUCUUCAAUCAAUCAAUCAUGCAAAUUGAAGUCCGCACCGUUCACCAAAUUGUAAACAAGAUCAAAAAAUCUUUUUCCCCAUGCGGUUGGGUCUAUAAGGGGCUAACUUAAAUUGUGAUCUCAAAUUGAGUCAUGUUUAACUGAACUCCAAGAUUUAACGCGCAAUGCAUCAUCGAACACCAAUACGAACCAUACGGGUUUUAAAUCAUGAUAGGAUAGAAUGCAAAAUGGUAGUCCCUCAAAACAGAGGAAGAAGGACAACUCACAAGGUCGCCUCCUUGUAGUCCUUGCAGAUCCAAGACCACCAACUAGAUCAACUACACGCAACGGCAUAUAGCGCACAAAAGCAGAGUGGGAAGUAUAAACGUCGCAUACUUAUCCAUCAGCAAGUUCUUCAUCUCCUCCCGCACACAUUUCCAGGAAAAAUCGCGGCUACUUCACCAAGCAACCAGAAAGCUGAAAUCUUACAUCGAGUUAUCAAGUAAACAAACAAGCCACCCCGAUCAACUAGCACAAAAAUCAGACGAAAAAAAAGGGAUUAUCGUCCGUAGCUUCCUGUUCUGCAUGUUGUAGAAUUGAUCAACAAGAACAUCUCCCAUCAGCAGAAACGCACUUUGCCGAGUAUGCGCCCAGUAUAACAACACCACUAAACACCUCCGAUUAGUACAGCAUCCUCCUCCAGUACUUAAGGAGCGCGUCAACCUAUUUUUUACCUACCGAUCCCAUACAUACGACGCUCUCCAGUUUCUCUAGUUUGACCCUAUCGAUCCCGGCCCUAGCGCCUUAUCCACAGUCAAGAUGGGACGCAGGAAGACGCAGACUCACAAACAAGUGGACAACAAGUUGACACGGAAGGCCGACACCCAGACCGGCUCCCAGUCUUCUGGUGGUUCAGUAAGCCAAGCUGCUGGAAAAGCGAGCUCAUCAUCAGCCGACACAGCGCAGUCAGCACCUCAACCUAAGUCGCGGGGGAGGCCUCCCAAGAAAAGCACCAACAAUGUCAUCAACGAGCAACAGAUAAUCCACAGUCAUUGUGGCCCCUCGGCGCAACACUCUAUGCCAAUCAAUGGAACUGGACGGCCUGGGAGAAAUCAAAGCUAACAACCCGGCAGAUCAUGGGAAGGGGGAUGGGGAUGGUGUAGAGCAGUCCAUCAUCUCCAACUUCGCGGGUGGCCGGUCGUCAAAUUCCGAAGGAGCGAUCCCCUCGAACGCCGAAAAUAAGGCCGUCCUCGGGGGCCGCGCGUUUGUAUCCUAUGAUCACAGCAACGACUCAUCCUCAAGAAGACCGACAGCGGGUCUAUUUGCAGACAUGACGAUCUCCGCCGAUCCUUCAAAUGGCUCCAACAUCACUGCCACUGCUGGCUAUAAUUCUUCCAUCGUAAGUGGAGACAAAAACUCAGAAUCAGAGCAACCAGCUCCAACAUCCGUUCGCAGCAAUGAGUCACCACACGUUCCGAACAUUCCACCCCCGCCACUUCCUAAGAAGGAGGAGACAGCAAGAGAGUACUACGCGGUCAUCAGCAAAAACUUAGCAUCCACAACUACUGCUCCAGUUGAGACGGGGCUGUCUGGCGCUCCAGAUGGGUCGAAUGGCACCGCAACUACUUCUAGUCAAAAACUUCUAGGCAUGAUGGAAGAGAACCAGAGGAACGACGACCCAGAUCUUUACUACCACUCCAGCCGGCAUGAUGAAGAAGAAGACACGGAAACGAUCGAUAGACGCUGCACAACGGAUCAGGAGCAGCAAUCCACAGAUCAUAGCCGAGCAGUCACUGGCGUCCUAAUAGACCAAGCUACCACCAAGUCCAGCAGCAAAGGUAAAAGCCCAAAAAAGGGAGAAAAGGCCUCUCACUCCUCACUUCAUGAUCCUGAGUAUGACUACCACUCCAGGAAAGGAGAAAAACCAAGCUCAGCACUGAGCUCCACAUCCAGCGAUAGAGACAUGGCUUGGACCUGCCUUCGCACCAGCCGCCAUAUUUGCGCUGAGCUUCUUGAAGACCAGGAGUUUCCUGAUUCUGCUUGGACUGGAGACUCCGAACAACUUCCGCACGCGCUUAGACGCCGAGACGUUUAUAUAAAUGAACAGAACCAUGAUCCAAAAUUCGGCAAAGACCCAGAAGGGAGGUGGUACCUGCCCAAAGGCUGGCACAAGGGGGCAUGCGUCUAUGUCAAUAAUGACUACGAAAGUUAUGCGAUCCAAGUGCGGGAAGUUGGAGGAUCGGAGUGGUGCCACCUGCUGACAGCUGAAGACUAUCGAGCAGCCAAGUUCAACGCUGGGUGGGAUGAGGUGCCAUUCGUGAUUGCAAAAAGAGAGACUUUUGCUGCAGCAGCAACAUGGCAAUGGCGCACACGCAUCCGCAAGUACAUCCUACAAGUUGACAAAAUUCGCCCCAUCUUGGAUCCUAGUAGAUGGAUGAUGCAUCCGGACACAUCGCUCAAGCCAGUCCCACCAGCCCCACCCGUUGAAGAUGAUCGGAUCAUCCCAGGCGGAAGAAGCAAGGAAACUGGCAGCAUCGAGCCUGCUAGUGCUGGAGCAGUAAACCCAGCAUCAGCAGGAAACGCGUCAAUUGAGUUUUUCCAAGAAAUGAUCGACAAGUCAAUCAAGGUGUCUAACGAAGCGCUCAAGGAAGAAAUUGGAGAAGAAUUAACAGUCAUAAAAGAGGAGCAGAAAAAGCAGCGAAAAGACAUCAAAAAAUUUGGUGGCACGCAGAGGGCAAUUUUAGGCGGACUGGGAGAAUUGCUGGCCCUAGCAAAGGGAACGGAUACGGCGGCACAAUUGGAACACCUGAAAAUCGACUCCGAAUCUUCAUCGGAGGAAGAAGACACACGACCACUUCGGAAGAGCAGAACCAAGGCACUUGACGACAUGAGAUCAGGUCCCGCCAAGUCCACCCAGGCGGUUCAGAGCGACCAUAGCGGAGAAGAUGACUCGGCCGCUCGGAAAUAUAAGCAUGAGCUCCUCCCACUACCACCUACAGCGGUUGCACACUCGGUAGCGCAACAUACUCAGAACACCGUGACAACUGCCAAUGCGUAUCCGGCCGGCACCUUUGCGCCCUCAUCUGCAAGAUCGGAAAUUGCAGCUGCAGGCUCAUAUCUAUCGCCACCUGACCUACAAGAGCGGCAACACGAGGUGGAGACGUCCGAUGCUCCACAACAGGUCAACGUGGAAGCAAAUGAUGAUGGCCCAAUCGAUAUGCAAGUCGACGCUGAGGCCUCGGCUCCUGCAGUCCAAAAUAUGAGACCCAGAAGUGGAUCGCAACCAACGCUCAGCGAAAUCGAGGUUAAAGGAACUGAUGGCCCAGCAACCAAAGGCACCAGCUUGGCUGCUAUACCAGCUCUCCAUCUUGCCCUUCGCUCAAAAGAGCAAGCAGUGGGACACAUCGACACAGCCAAGGCAGCAAAGAUUGCAUCCGAUUCCCAAUUAAGGGCACAGCACACGGGAUCGCCGCUGACUAAUGGCAAUUGCAUGAUCCAGCCUCCGAAGCCCGUUGUGCUAGACCUCGAAGAUAAAUCCGGCAAAAUUGAAUUGUCCCAGGGUGACCCCAGUGCUGAACGAAGAUUAAGUGAGGGCAAAUGCGAGAAAUACGAGCGCUACUAUCAUGUCAUGGCGCACAACUUUUUUUUGGGAGCCAAAUCACUCGAACAGGCAACCAGAGCGGAAAAACUAGCGAGGGACAUUGCCAAAAUUGCUAUUGAUUGUAUAAAUGGCGCUUACCCCACCGACUUUCAAGCAAUCUGCCUAGCCGCUGGCAUCAGAGAAGUAGCCUUCAAUAUUGACAGCGAACAGCUAAAAGUCAAAGAAUCACUCCGCAAAAGGCACAGGCGCGACUUGUGUGACAUUGUUAGGGAAAUUCUCGAUGAAGCUUCGCCGAUUGCAAAGACGACAUGGACAGAAGAACAGCUGAAGCAACGCUCAACGGAGUUUAAGGCGCUGAGGACAACUGCUCUAAAGAAAAGACGUCACCUUAUUGAGCAGUUCAAGAAAGUUGCAGUCCUGCCCAGUCGUCGUUUCAUCUAUGGGUUCCAUACGGAGAUGGGUGUGCACAUUGAAGAAGAGCACCAAGCGGACACUCCGCCUCCGAGUGACCAACAAAUUGCAGACACGGCGACGAUGCUGAAGGCAAUCUAUGGAGCAAGUGAAGAUGUCGGAGCAGAUGGCUACUCCAGCACCACAAUAGAAAAACCUCAUAAGGUGGAAAAAAUCCUCUCACCAAGGGCACAGCCGAGAUCGCUGGAACAGAGCCCAGGUGACUAUGAUCCUUGCGCCGAGCAAUCAAGCGGGUCCUUAAAGGGUAUUUCCCGUGCAGGAACUUCAUUUGGAAUUGAGGAUAAAAGCACUGAUGACCUGCUAGAGGCCCGCCGCAAUAUCAAACUUGCAGUGGCGACGCCGAACGACGAUCAGACUGUCUUGUCUGCUGAAAAUUGUCUUAAGCAACAUCCAGCGCUACAGUCUGGCAUACCGCCCGUAACAAGCAAAGCAACGCGUGCUUGCAUCCAAGAGUCGGAAAAGAAUGCUGAGGAUCCAGCUACAGGAAAUUCAAUCAUCGCUAAGUCCUCCACUGAUGAUCGGAACCCAGGCGAAGCUUCAAAUGCUACCUUGGCUCCAACGACCUUCAAGUCAGCUUCCGGCAAAUCGGGCAAAGUCAAUCCAGCCUCACACGGGGUUCCAACAGUCUCAGAGGGAAUCGCAGCUCCGAAGGGAAAGGCCCAACUGGCCCAAUUGCAACAACCACCACGACAAAUACAUCACGAAGUUGAUGGAGCUUCAUCGAGAACAAUGCGCACACCGAGACGCGAACGCCCAGCCUCCCAACAACAACAUCUCCACCAAGGGUCUACCCCUCCGUCAUCGAAGCGAAAAGGAUCGGAAUCAGAAUACAGUCCGCUGGCACAAAUGGAGUCAGGCCACAAUGCUCAAGAAGCGCACACAAACGAGGAGAUCGAAGCUGAGCAUGGGGAUAUCGGCGCAGCAGAAGUCCCGUCUUCUCCAAAAAUGUACAAUUCGCAACCCUUGCAGACAUCACAGCAAAUUGUGUCAAACUCGUCUGUGCAAAAUCCGCAACACUUCAAUGAGGAUGUCUCGGCAGAGAUUGCAAGUGUCCUUAGCUCCUCUGCAGACGAUGAAAUGGAAGAAGUCAAGGAGCGGGCAUCUCAGGAUGUCGAACUUGAGCAGGUUGACGUGGUUGCUGGAAUGGCGGGCAACACAGUGCAUGAUCAUCAUAGUAGCCAGUCAAAAAGUCAAGCGCCCGUAACAAGAAACGAAGCAUCAACCCAUGAAAAUGCAGCUCCAGCACAUGCCGUCAGCAGUGGAAUUGACCUUCAUGGUGUAGCUGCGUCAAACAAAUCAGUGAUGCGAGGAAAUGAGCAGAGUGUGCCUGCACAUAUUGGGCCUAACUUGAAAAAGAGCAGACCACAACAUCCGGGGCUCGAUCUGCCACUCCGAAUGAACCCGAGCUACAACGCCUCCACUCAGUCUGGUGCAGGAGCCAAAGGGAACAAACAGUUCUCCAUUGCCGGGAAUGCGGGGUCACAAGUAGGCAAAGGUGGCCGCAAAGGCAUCCAAGGGACCGCACCCACACUGCCCUAUCAGGAUCAAGUGCCGAAAAACAAUCGUGAAACGAAAAAUCUGGAGAAGGCGGCGGCCAUCCAAAACGAAACUUGUGCCUCUCUUGCAGCUGGGAAUCCACCUCCAGCAAUCGACCCAACGGCUCAUCGAUAUAUCGUGGGAGACCAUGGGACGCACCUUGCAUCACUUGGGUUGCCACCUGGGAACCGAGCGACAGCCUACCAUAACGCCCCGGAGAGAUAUCAAGAAUACGCCAUCUACAUGCAGAAAGCGCAGAAAGGCAGCAACACCCAGCAAAAAGUCAAUUCGUUUAUUGCGGUAGCGGGUCCUCUAUCUCAAGAAAAGGGGAGUAAGCAGCUGCAUGGGUCCAACUUUACCAACUUCUGCAGCUCAAGCUCAGGCAAUACGCAAGAUCAAGGGAAACAAAAGGCAACGAUAGCCAGUUCGUCUUCAACUCACAAGGCUAACAAGGAGAUGCAUAGCAAAGGUUUACCCAACACGCAAAUGGGCUACGAACACUCCGAUUUCCAUCACUGGCAAAGCAGAGGAGGCAACCAAAAUUGGAACUACGGGAAGGGAGGUACUCAGGACUAUAUUGCUCACUGUUCGCCUGAGUCAAUCAGGAAUUCCUUUGAGGAAUUAGUCAAAUCUCGCUCAUCAUCCGCUAACGCUAGGACAACAGAGCACAAAUUCCAAGACGGCGGCUUAAUCUAUAUAAGACAAAGCGAGACCAUCCCGGGACGCACUGCUAAGACAAUCGAAAUUGUGCAGCUGUUGCCACAACGGGAUCACUUUGGAACGAGAAUGAGGCCUAAGGGCUCUACGCCCAAUGAAUCCACCUGCCUCCCAAGCUCCUCAAGCUCAAAUCCAACUUCGGAAUUGUCCUUCUCGCAAGAUCCAACCUCCCCUACCAGCUGGCAACAUCAGAAAGCCAAGAGGCGAAAAGGGGUGAGGACCUAUUAUAGAAACAGACCUGGUAGACCUGACUCAUCUCUUGACCGCAAGAACGCAAUUUCCUGCGUUUCUCCAAAUCGCCGCACUCUGCCACCGUGCUCGAAGUCUGUCUUUCUUGAUCCGAGAGCAUCAGCCGCCGUCUAUUCCAUCCCAGAUGAUUCUAAUCACCAUGCGCCAUCUGCGCUCAACAUACCUCCCUCUACGACGUGUCUUUCUAACAUCAGGUGGGCAGUGAAGCGCACCAUGAAGCAGCGUUUGAACGGGUAUCGGAGAAUGCCAAGUCUAUGCAUUAUGCUGAGGAGCAAGGAACUGAAGAUGAUCAAAAAUGACAGAAGGCGUCGCGUUAUCAGAGCGUGGCUAUUUUGCUCUACGGGUAUGCCACCGAAGGAGGAAAGUCACAAAAGGAAAGUAGAGCGAAUCAAUCUAGCUCACGGAGCAAAAAAUUGGGCAGACGAAAAUCGAGAAGCUGCGCAUGUACAACUUGAAGAAGAAAAGAAUGCGAGGCGUGCAACCAUAAAACGGGAACAACACAAGCUGCAACUGAAGCGCAAGGAGGCCAUCACAAAUAAUCGCAAGAAUCAUAUCAAGCUGCGCAUUGAACAACUCAGAAAGAAAAGACGCAGUAGAGUAAAAAGCUAUAAUGCCCUGGCAUGCUAUGGAUGGAAAGUCAAAAGGAGGAAAAGACUAACGAGAGAAAUCACGUCUGCAGCUGUUCUCUUCGCAGAUCGAGCGUUCCCCAAGACAGUCCAGGGAGGACGAACAGCUUGCAAAACGGGCACACUAGUGCAAAGGUCAGCAACGAUGGUGAAAAAUAGUGAACAACUAAAGGAAGAAUGUCGAAAAAUCAUCAGCAAGCAAACAAUGCUGGACAAGAAGGAAAAAGAACAAGAAAGCGUAGUAGAAAAAAGCGCAUGCGUCUUAUCUAGUAGAAAGCUCACCAAUUAUUCUCUUAGACGUGCUGAAAGAUCAAAAACAAAGAAAAAAGGAGCUUCCCCCAGAGCAAGGCUCCCAGUAGGAAACUACGUCCAGUGUCAUCUUCGGCGUUCCUCGUCUCUCGUACCCAGAACAGGACAGGAAUCAAAUACUACGGGUUUAUCUCAUCGCUCACUUGCCUAUGCUGAAUCAAAAUCAUAUACAUCUGGUUGCGGCGUCCUCACUUGCACUCAGGCCAACAACACCCACGCCACCCGCUACGAAGACAAAUUCACGAAAUGGAAGGCAUCCAUAAAGGCCAUAGGGUCCCACAAAUCAUCCAUAAAGGUCAUCCUCGGAUCAUCCUACCGGAAAGCCUAUGGAUGCCCAACAGAAUUACACCCGAGCCGGCGACUCCGAUGAAGAUGAGUCGGAACAUCUACCGAGUGACCUCGUGCCGCAAGUCGCAAGGGGCAUCAAAUGGGCUGAUGCUCCUCUAACCGAAAUCAAAGUAGCCACAGUCAAUAUGAUGGGAGCAGGGGCACACUCUGACCGACUCACCUGGGUGAUUAAGCUCGCCAAGUCACGAGGAUGGGACGCUGUUGCACUAUCGGAAUUCGAAUAUGCUAGGCUGGAAGACGAAGGAGAAUGGAUUCCUGAGCCAAGGAGUGUAGAACGCCAUGAAGUUGAGACGGGGCUAAUCAAUGAAGACGACGAAGCGGACAUCAAUGGGGAUGAAACAGGGAGACCUCUCAAGUUCAAAUGGUCUCACUCAGCUGGCUUCUCAAUUUGCUACACUUUUGGAGUUGGGCUGCUGCCCUGCUCCUAAGCCACACCCUGAGGCAACAGGCAGUUAAGAGAAUUUCGCAAGGCACACCUUGCGUGAGAGCAAGAAGGAGGGCGCUAGCCUUAUACCUUGACGAGAUCGCUUUAGGUGCCGUAUACGCCCCGCACUCUGGUUUCUCGAGAGCAGCAAAAGACUUGCUUCAGGCCGAUCUUGAGAGGAUGACGAGAGACAUGCGUAAGCGCAGGGGCGACAAGUGGAAACCAAGAGUGGUGAUGGGGGAUUUCAGCACGCAAGUGGGCAUCCUGGAAUCCAGGCCUGCUCUUCCAUCUCUUGGCCCGUACGGGCCACCCACCACAAGCAUGGAUGCGCGUCGCUUGGUAAGGAUAAUGUCGGAGGCUGGCAUGACAUUGGCAGGCUCCCACUUUAAGUUCCCGCUAGACGUUCAGGACAGAGGCACAUAUGCCCCUGACGGAGCCGGGAUAUCUGAGAUUGACCACAUCUGGGUCCGGGGCAACACGGCAGGCAAAAUGGCUGCACUGUCCAGAUUGCAGCUCCCAACGGGGCCUGGCAAUCCUUGCAAAUUUGACCACAGACCGGUGGGGAUCAAGCUACUUGCUAUGACGAAAAAGAGGCUCCGGAGAGAGGGCGAAAUACGGAUGAGAUCCAGAUGGAUUUUCUCCAGGAAUCCACCAGUAGAGCAGCUGCAUCACUAUAGCGAUAGACUCAAGCAAAGAGUAGCUCACCUUAGUACAUCCGAUCCAGGCGCGCGACUAGCGGCCAUCCACUCACUUUUUGGCCUUGAAGCUGAGGACUUUCUGGCACCGUCGGAAGCUGGCCCACCAGACGCAGCAAUGGACGAAGCCCCCGUGUCUAGGCGCACGCUGCAGGAGGUGUGGUCAUAUUUCAGACACCACGAGGCACAAACUGGCACGGCCAAGGCGCAGAUCACGGGGGAGCAGGCAAAAAAGAAAUAUGAUUCAGUAGGGAACUCCCCGGCAAUGCCUGAAAGGAAUGAUUUGCCUAUAUUCCGAGAGUUAGCGCAAGCAACCCCCAAGGCGACAGAAGAGCAGAAGCGAGAGCUGAGCAAGGAAAUCACGACAGAGGAACUCGGGCAGAACCUGGGCACCAUGCUAUUGGGCGGUGCGCGUGAUGCAACAGGAGCCUGCGUAAGGAUGAUUGCCUAUCUAGACUACGACAGCAGACAGGUUCUAGUAGAAGCCAUAAAUCAGGCCGUAAACGAAAUUGGCGGGAUAGGUAAGUGUGUAACGGGGGACGACUUCCACACCUGCAGAGACGUCCCACUAUUCAAGGGAUCAGGCAGGGUGGAUGAUCCUGAUGCCUACCGGUGUCUUGUCAUCUCACCCAUAACCCUGAAGGUUAUAGCGAGGAUUUACGGCGCUCGCCUCCUCAAGUUCGCUGAGGCUGCGUCCCUGCUCCCUGGAUGUCAGUAUGGGUUUCGAAGAGGAAGAGGCACGCUUGCCCCCCUUACGAUAUAUGCCAAACUGCGCGAAGACCUAGCACACUACGCCAAGGCGCCUCUGAGUAGGGUGGUUAUGAGUAUGGUGGAUUUGCGCAAGGCCUUUCCAUCCCUCGAUUGGAGGUUAGUGAGGGAGGUUUUCUCCCUGCUCGGCUUGGUUGGCACCCCACUCUGGUCGAUUCUAGAUUCCAUACAUAGAGACGCUGUGCAUUCUUUUGGCGGAGAAGAAUUUACACUGAAUCAUGGAACUAAAGAGGGCGAUCCGACCAGUCCCACCAUCUUUGUGAUGGUAUACUCAAUGGCUAUGCGUGUCUAUGAACGCCGGGCGGCGGUCACGCAAGGAGCUGAGGGAGUACUGGUGCUCACAUCUCCGCACACUUGGACAUGGACCAGGGAGCAGAGGCUUCGUCAGUGGGUAUUCGAACAAACUGACGAACGAAUGCUAACACCACAACCACGCCCGGGAUUGGUGCCAACCCUUACGACGCCUCUGGUACUCGAGCUAUCUCUUCUCAGAUCCUCUUUGCGGACGACACCACCUUGCUGGGACUAGUAACAGAGCAGGAAAUGGAAGAGAUAGAAGCAGACAGGCGAGACGCCAGGCACGAAAAUAGGGAACCUAAGCCCACGCGUCAGGUUGCCGCACUUCAGUCUGUCCUACAGGACGCCGCGAUGGCAGAGAACAAAACGAAACGCAUACAAGGAAAUGCUGCAACGCUGGCUACCAGGAAUUUAGGAGUGCAGACCGAUCCAGAGGGUGGCGUCGCGAUGAAAAUCCAGAAAGCAUGGAGAUCCUUCCACGCUAUGAAAGCGAAGGUCUGUGGAAUGGCUGGCGUCGACAACGUUAGACGCGGGAACUUGGUGCAAGCAACCGCCCGGUCAGUCCUGGUGUAUGGCACACAGCCACAGGCGAACCGAAGUCAGUCUCCGUCAAGCAUUGCAGAAUGCUUGAAGAAGCGGAGCUGUCGAUGCUGGCAGCAAUGAUUGGUGUUCCGAUUUGGAGAAGACGUCAUGACGACGUAGCCGAUGCUUCUCUCUUACGUUGGACAAGAACUACUCCGCUCCGCUCGUUCAUCGCAUACCACCAAGCCAAACACGUGGCACAUAUAACGAGAGCCCCGGGCCUAAAUCUGGAGAAGGCCCUCCUGCAAGGCCAGGCCAUUCCACCGAGGAGUUCGGACACGGAGGAGAGAGAUGCGCUCAUAGCUUCAACUAGAUACGACACAGCAAUCCCGCCAGAACUCAGACAACCGCCUUCCUUGCUGGAGGACUUUCUAAAAUAUAUGAGGACUGACGUUGGAAUUGAAGACAGCCUACUAGUGGGAUUGCUCGAUCAGCCACCUACAUCUUGUGCACCGUCACCCUCGCAGAGAUCAAAAAUGAAUAAGCAGCAAAGGAAAGCGCAGGAGGACUAUGAGCACCGGAGGGCCUUCUUUCAUGAAAUCAUCAGGCACGCCUAUACUUUCCAGUCAGUUGCACGAUGGCAACGCGGGGGAGGCUGUGCCCCAUCGCUUUAUGCUGAGUUGGAGGUGCGUGCAUGGGGCAAGACUCCUCUUCACUUAACCGAGGUAAAUUGGCUGACAGAUGAGGUAACUCGUGUUCGUGUUGGUGAUGACCCCGCAGCGGCCCGAAUCAUAGCGCCUAUAACAACUGACUUGUGGAUCGAACCGGUGGUGGCGGGAGGCCAACGCUUACAAGGAGCGGGAGGUGCAGAACUUGAUCCACAACAGAUAGGAGCAUCUCACGUGGUCGCGAUCGGCACCUGUGGGAGGUAUAGUCCAUUCGCACCGAGGAAAAGAUUAGAACUUCUAGUAGAUGCUCCGACGUGGAUUUACCUGGUUUGCUUGGCGCCACCAGUGGCGGGCAAAACGGACGCACCUACGACAGAGCAAGGUUUUUCCUGGAAACGUGGCCAUGAAUUAGAAGUAGGCGCCCCAAUUGGCUCACCGCAACCGAGAACAUACAAAUCUUUGGCACUCCCAGCCAGAUCAGCCCUGACAAUGGCCCUGCUACCGCAAACAUCAUUUCUCCUUCUAGUAGGUCUCGAGCAAGGAACAGUAGACGCCCUAACCGUGAAGCAAUGGAGAACUCCACUCAGCGAGUCAUGCUGCAUCGGAUGUGAGGAAUUAAGAAUAGCAAGCGACUCACAGGAUUCAGGGAGACGAUGUAAAAAAUCGUCGUGCCAGCUGGCGUUAAGGUCCACCAUAGAAGCAUGGAGAAAAAGCAUUCUGAUGCCAAAGCUGGACCCCUUAGCUGACAGGAUGCAAGCAGAGGCGAAGGCGCGUGCGGCUGAGCGGAAGCUCCUUAGUGUUCGGAAAGAGGUGGAGAAGGAGGGUUCCUUGUUUCGACUCGUGCGAUCCGUGGGACCGAAGCGUGCUGGCAGGAAGAAGAGGCCAGAAAGAUACAGGUGCACGCCCUGCGGGCGCACCUUCGUCACAUCAUUAGGAGCAAUGAGGGCGCACGAGCAAGCACGUCUUUGCAUGAACAUCAUAAAGAGCUCUAUCAUAAGGAAGCGAAGACAGCUACAUAGUCGAGUGGGCUGCACGCGUUCCGAGUACAGACCUGAACAGCACUCCUUCAACAAGGUCACAGGGCGUUACUCUUCAGGUUCUGGCGCUGUCCUGUGCGAGGUGAUGACUCCAAAUACUAUCUGGACGGACGGGACAAAAGCAAGAAUCUCCUGCCAGAAAUGUCGCAAAUGGAGCAUUGAAAUGUGCAAAAAGAGCAUGACAAUCAGACAACAAGCAAAGAGAUCUGACUUCUAUCACUCACACAUUGAGAAGUGUAAGCUGAAGAAGUAGUCUAACUGCCGAACAAAUGCAAACCUGAAUUAAUCGACCAUAAUUAAAAAGUCUUUGCUACCUCUCGAAUGGGUACACUACUACUACUACUACCUUCAAUCUAGUACUAGUGCCUACAGUACAGUAAAGUACUAGAAAGCUUCUUAUCCAAGUACAGUACAGUACUAGGCUUCUUAUUUCCUUUUGCUUGUUGUUCUUACUUCAGAAGGUUUACGUUUAGGCUAUCCUUCUUCUAAUAAUAGUGCUUGGUAAAAAUGUAGCUCAGUACUAGGCUUUAUUGUAUGAUCCACCCUCUUCUAAUAAUAGUGCUUGGUCAUAUGGUAGCCGGAGCCACAACGAGCGCAUCAGAGGUGGUCACGAACAAGCUGUUGGCAGAAAGUUAAAGCUCAAAGUCAAACACGACAAGCGUCCUUGCCCUCGUUUCUUGCCUUCAUCUUCGUCUCUUCUUAUUAUAUAAUUAGAGUAGUUUAUAGAACGGAUGUAGGAUGGACUUGGAUGGAUCGGAUGGAUCGGAUGGAUCGGAUGGAUCGGAUGGACCCCCCUGAUUCUUCCGAUCCUACUUGAAAUGGUGGAAAGUCCAUCCGUUCCAUCCGAUCCAUCCGAUCCAUCCCAUCCCGGAUCUGGCACCCCGAUAAACUGCUCUAGUAUAUACUUCUCUAGGACCACAGAGGUAGCUAUAGCUUUGCGAACAAGUUGCUGCGUUGAUAACUAGAAGGUAUUGACAGAGGUAUGUCUAGUUAUUCAGGAGAGCUACCUGGUUUGAUACCUUUGUCAGUACUAUCUUCUAGUUAUUUACUUGCUUAAUCUAACUCUACUUGCAGCUUAUUUUCAGUACUUCUAUCUUACUUGUUGCUUACUAUCGUCUACUUAUUUCACUACUGUCAGUCUCAGUGUUAUUCUGCUGACUUGCUUAUUUCAGUUUUUCAGUACUAUCUUCUGUGUUGAUAUUCUAGUUAUUUACUUGCUUAAGAUCGUACUUUCCGGCUCAUAUCUCACGCUUACCAGUCAUUGAUUCGCUUACAACUUCAGAAGUUUUUCGAAUGAUAGACUCAUCUACUCUAAGAAAAAAAGCGGGAUCGCCUCCGAAAGGGUAGAAAGCGCGCUGAUGGUGAAUAUCGCACUAACGACGGCAAGUUUCAUGACGAUCCAGAGACCCUGGAGUACCUGAUCCACCUCUAUGGUGGUGAAUACCGUGCGAUAGCUACCGACGAGGAAGUAAGCACAGACCCCUACUGUAUGGAGGAUGAUGCUCAUGCUUGUUGUUCCAUCUUUAACGGACCAUGAUCCUGGUGGCACUCGUUAUUUCAAGGAAGCGAUGACUGCCAGGAUCUUCAUGGUCUGGCUCUAGAGGGGAGAAAAGACAGCAUCCUCCAUAAAGUGGGAAUGGAAACCGAAGCUGAUCGCUUUUGGCAAGAACUACCUCCUGCGUCGGGCAGCGCAGAGGCACAUGAUCAAAAUCCGAAAGUUAAGGCCACUAUUAAAGUUUUUCACUAUGUAUCCCAUGGAUCGAUGUGGACUGUGCUGAGCGCAGAAGUCUUGCCCCUACAACAUGGAGCGACAACGAAAGGGCAUCACACUCAACCACGGAUAGUCGUGAGAAACUAGCGCUAAGAAAGCUGAAUAUGGACGCCGCUCAUCUGAACGCGCAAAAGAUUAUGGCUUCCCCUAAUCCAUCUCUAGUAUAGGGAUCCUUCAAGCAUAUGCCUCCCAAUACGCGGGAGAUGCUGACGCAUAUGCUUGAGGGAUUUCCAUAGGGAUGAAUUGGGGAGAGGUCUAAAAAGAACAAGCUGAUGAAGGAAGCGGCUUGGCGGAAGGAAGUGGAGAGACCCAGGAUCCAGCGAAACGGCCUCCAAUUAGAAUUAAGGCUUACCUUUAUCCAUCUUCUGAGGCAUCCUGAGGAAGCUCCGCGAUGGGAAAAAGCAUCCAGCAGGGUGCACCCGCCCAAGAGGGAAGAUUACGAUUAGCGCGAGCUCUAAUAAAGAAUCAAAUGGCCUCUGCGACUGGUGAAGCUGCCGAUGGGUUGUGGUACGAUACCUUGUUGGAUAUCUUUAUGAUACAAGUUCUUGUACAUGAACAGAGCACACCAGAGAAAAAGUUCGUUGAUUUGACACUCUGUUUGAUUGAUAAGUGUACAAAAAGACUGAACUACCUCAAAUCCUCCAUUAGAUGAUAUGGAUAAGGAGGGCACAUGAUGACAUGACAUGCCACGAAAACUGCGCCGGUCGUGAACAGGGCUGCGGUUGGACGAGGUCAGUUCGUUGGCUCAGUGGUGGCUUAGUUCACUCAUCUAAUCUUGACACAGCCGAUGCAGAAAGCAGUCAGGUAGCUGCAGAAUGGCGCAAGUCGCUUUUUGAGUGGGAGGAUGCCGCGUUUAAUGUGUUAGCGCAGCAACAGUCGAGGUUCUUAUGGUCGCGCGAAACUUCAGUUAUAAGAACGUUUUUGCUUGUGCUUCUUCGCUAUGAACAAGCAUGCUCUAAGGGAACCAAGUUAGCAUGCUCUAAGGGAACAUUCAUGAAGAAAGGGAACCAAGUUAGCAUAUAAAUGGUGACGUUCUAUUAAAUGAAAGUAGUAUAAGUAUUGAUAUGUAUAAAAAAUUUAUUCGCCAGGGAAAUCUUCUGCAGAGUGCCGAGUAGAUUCACGCUGUCACAUUUAUAAAGAAUCAUGCAACUAAACUUAGAAGUAGGGAAGAUCAUCCAGCAGAUGAUGUACUUGCAAAAUCAAUGGAUUCAUCUAUGUUGUAUGCGACCUUCGUUCUUCUUGGUUACGAACGAACCUCUUCUAAGUGAAAAUAAGCGAGUUCUUGUAGCUAACUGAAAUAACAGAAUAACCACGUAGCUGCUCUUCUUUCAGUAUCUCGGUUAUUCAGAGGAGUUAGUUUUCUAUUGAAUGGUUCUGGUAUUUGGUAACCUGAAUUUGAUCCUAAGGGAAAACAAGAAGAGAACCCUUAGGAUCAAACUCAGGUUACCAAAUACCAGAACCAUACAUCUACUCACUCCUAUUCCCGUAGUUCAUUCUGUUCUUCUAAGUUCAGCCCAUAUGAAGCAUGUGGUGAGUGCGGAUGAGGCCAGAAACCUUUUGCGACCGACGGCUGUUCGCUUAACCGGUAUGGAACAAGCGAAAAAGGGUUUGGAUGAAAGAGGAACCGCGUUACGGCAUGUUGCAGACAACAUAAGAACUACUCAACUGGCCGUUCAAGUACUCGAAAUCUGAAGACUCGAUUGAAUACGAGAGCUAGCUUUGAAAGGCUACUCUCAUUUUGGUACUAUCCUCUGGCUGCGUUAUUGUAAACAUUUAUAGUACAACUUACUUGCUUAUUUCAGCUUUUCGAGUAGUCGUAGUUCUUGAAGCCUGUCCAUGUGGAAUUGGCGAGGACUUAGUUGUAGUCGUGGUUCUUGUUCUUCUUGAAGCAUAUCAUAAUAGUCAUCCGAUGAAGAAUCAGGUUCAGGGAAGUACCGAGUCCAAGUGAAGAAAGUUUGGGCUUUGAAAAAAUAUUAUUAUAUAUAUUCACUAUGAAGAGUAGAUGUAGACGCAGUGGCUACUGAGUAGUAGUCCUUUCUAGAGGCUGCAGAAGAAGUUGCACUUGCACAAAAGUAAUGAAGUAAGUCUUCGUAGUCACUAGAAGUUGUACUCUCUAAUCUGAGACCGAACGUGGGACAGAUUGAAUCUAGGCUCGAAGGACAUAGUCUACGAUGUUAUGGAUGGCGUUUAUUCCAUACCCUAAGCGUGCAACCCUAAGCGCCCCCUUAAAUAAUGCUAUACGUUAUCUUCAAGCGGAAAAGGGUAGCCGUGACGGUCUGGCCAGAUGGAAGAGACGCCAUUCAUUUGUGUAUCAUUACCAGGAAAAGGCGUGCACCAUUACUAUUUCACCGGAAUGGAUCAGAAACAUGUGGAUGUUGUACGUUCGAGACUGCAGUUAAGACAAACGUUAUUGGCUCUUUUUGUUCUGUCGCACCAUAGAUCAUACGAGAACGAAGAAGAACUUCUUGUAGUUGUACUUUGAUCAAGAAGAUCAUCUCGACCAGAGCAGCGACUUCGAUGAGGGGUUUCAUAGGUGUCGUGGCCUGAGGAAGAACAAGUUCCCUACACGCGUUCGUAACUGAACAGAGUAGCUCAUCAUCAUCAUCAUCAUCAUCGUCAUCGUGUCAAUAUCUCUAAGGAAGUAUGUUGCUACGCCUGCUUUUUUGCCGUGGCGACAUUACUAUCAACCUGCCCAGGGCGAUAAACCCGUAGGGGAGAAAGUUAAGGCUAGCACUACUAGCAUCUCGUUGGAAUGAAGAACAUGAGGAAAUGUUGUAAAGUAGUAGCACUUUGCUAUUGCUAUGAAAAUAGCCAAGUAGGUGCGGAUUUUCAAAAACGAUCCGCUUCUACCCGAAUCUAGACCACGGAGGUCGCCUUCUAAGACGGUCCAAGAGUACUGAGAUGUCACGAGAAACUAGGAAUGUCUAGAAAUCAAAAUCUUCCAAGCCUGCUUCUGUGUCAGUCACUAGAAGCAUGUUUCAGCCACUAGAAGUAGACCUCAAGGUUUCUUGUCAAUGUCAUGACAACGUCAACAAGGUUUGUCAUGAGCUGCCUGCAUCUAUCUUCUCUUGAAUUAGAGUCGCCCACACUUGCGUCCCCUCGCUCUAGACAGCAGAACACCUCUCGCGAACUUAGAGAAUGUCUGAUAGGAGUAAAAAAGGAAAGGCUAAAAUGAAUGAAUCGUCUAAGAAAGGAGGGCAGAAAAGAGGGGUCGCUACUACUGGAAAUGAGUUGGGGACGGCCAGGACUCGGAUUAUUUUGGAUAGUGUUGCAUUUUCCUCCUGCAGUGCCCCGAGCUUUGUUAAGACGUGGCUAGCGCGAUAGAGUAGGCGACAUAGCGCAGAGAUAUAGAAUAGGGAGUAGAAUAGAGAGGGAGGCAUAGAGUAGGCGCGCUGCCUCUGCUGCUUCUACUAGAACUAGAGUCGUACUAGUCGUGGUCGAGGUAGAGCAGAGUCGUACUAGUGCAGAACGGAAUCGCACUUGUCUAGAGCUGCCGCGCCACUAGUCAUCUCUUCUAUCGUCUUUAGAGCAGCAUAUGAAGAAGACUACAUUGUGUUCUAACUUUUGACACAUGUGGAGUGAGACGACACCUAACACGAUUAUCCCAUCUACCGGAAUGCGAUGUUAAGGCGAAUUACAGGAAAAGAAUCACUACGUAGAAAUUAAAUGAUUCACUACGUAAAAAGAGACCUGAAAUUAAUAAAGAGUCACUACGUAGCUGCCCCUCCUUCAGUAUCUCGGUUAUUCUCAUCGUUUACAUUUACUUGCUUAGUUCAGUUUAUCGAAUAUAAACUCUCUAAUAAUGUGAGACGUGGGAUGACGUUCGCCAAGUGCUAGACAUCAGCGACACUGACGAGACCGUCACUGACUCGAUUCGCCGAAAUCGAAUCUUCACCGGAUAUUGUUAUGGAGUUAUUAUAUGUUGAAGAGUAUGUGGUCCAUGUCCUUUACCUUCUAAAUAAGCUAAUGUGCGUCAUGUGCUCUCAUUUAACUUUGUGCUGUGGCGAAGUCGUGAACAACAUCAAAGAAACGCCUAAUAAAGGACUGAACCAACUGUGCAGUAGUUGCAGCAGUUUCUUGGAAGGAAAAACCCAGUCGUGUCUAGUAGUCGUGACUAAUGUCUUCUAAUGUGUUCUCUCUUCCUGUCAGCGGGAUCCUACCUGUCAGCUUGCCCUGGUGCACGCUCCUCCUGGAGGAGGCGAGGAAGAUGGAGCCAGGGACGCUGAACAAGAUGAUCCAGGACGAGGAUUAAGGCGAGGAUAGACAUGAUAUAACUACAGGCGAGUAACUUCUAGUUCAAAACAACUGUGACUGUAAAUAAUACUACAGGCGUCAAACUGAUCUAAUUACAGAAAGUUGUGGUCAGUGGUCUCAGUUAUUUUUAAGUAAAUAAGUUCAUGUGUCUUGAAAAAGUAAGAGUACCAGCUACCCUAUCAAACUGUCUUGAAAAAGAGCACAGUCUUCAAUAAGUAAAAGUAACCCUAUCAAACUGACUUCAAAAUAUGCUGACAGAAAAAAGUGCACUCAUACUCAAAAAACGGUCUAGCUUCCUACUUAGAUCCUAGCCAAUUUCUUGAGUGUGAGUGCACUUGUUUUUCCUUUCAUAAUAUAAAGAGGGGCAGUCACACACAUACUCUGUUGUAACAAAGUCUCUUCAGUGGGAUUUAGAGUUUGUCCAAGUAGCUCUAGUCGUAGUUGAGCUCUAGUCAUGAUAUUUGUAACGAGUUGGAUUAAGGCUUCUUUUUUUUUGACUCAGUUCUCUUCUAAUUCUAGGAGGUGGACGGGGGUCGACCGCACCAUCCACGCCAUACAUUUGUCGCUUUGGAAGGUACAGUCCGGUGUCAGUGACGCCAGGUCCCUUCAAGCUCGACGAUCCGGAGACAAAAAAAGAGAACACUGUUAUGUUGUUGCCGAGAAAUAAUUGGAAUACUAAGAAUAAAGUAGAUUUUAUAUAAGUACAUGCCCAGCAGAAAGCAGGCCCAUCAAGGGCCCGCUGCACUGGGCAUAGGUUAAUAGCAACUAGGCUGAUAAGACUACGACGCAAGCCCCUAAGUCACCAAGCUAGAGGCGGCAGCUGGUUCAGGAUGGACUAUCCUGGCUGUCGCUGUCUUGUGGCUAAGUAAGGUAGCAAGCUGGCUGUGGCUAGCAUGCCAGAUAUGGCGGAGCUAGCAAGCUGGCCAAGAUUAGGCUAAGCGGCUGGCUCUGGCUGCCGAGCUAAGCUAGCAGGGUGGCCAUGGCCCAGCUAGCCAGCAAACUGGCUAUGGCUAAGAAAGCAGCUGCUGAGCUAGGUCUCGCAAAGGCAGCAGCUACCAAGCUAGCUCUGAAGCUAUGGCUAAGCAGCUAGGAGCAAGCUAGCGAUGGCCAAGAAGCUAGCAAGCGAGCUAUCAAGGCCAAGUAGCUGCUAGCUUGCUAGCUUAAUAGGGCCGAGCAGCUACCUAGUAAGCUCGCUAGCUAUGGCGCAGCAGCUAGGAAGCUAGCCAUGGCCGAGGAGCAGCUACCUUGCUAGCUAGCUAUGGCUAAGCAGCUAGCAGGCUAGCUAUGGCUAAGCAGCUAGCAGGCUAGCCGCUAGCUAUGGCUAAGCAGCUAGCAGGCUAGCCGCUAGCUAUGGCUAAGCAGCCAGCAGGCUAGCGACGGCUAACCUAGCCAGGUAGCUACGGGUAAGGGGUAAGCAAGCAAGCAAGCCAGGGCUAAGCAGCUAGCAAGCUGGCCAUGGCUAAGCUAGCAAGCUCAGGCCCUUGCGAGGUGGCGGCGGCCCUUAAGGGUGGGCCUAUUAUUAGCUUAAGUUUAUAACAGCUUUCCCUUAAGGAGCCACCUCCUUACGGAGGAUCUUCCCUCUUAAGGAAAGCUGUAGUAACUUUUAGUAAUGGGAAUUCUUUAUAAGGGAAACGAUUUCCUUAACAGGAAGGAACUUGAGGAAGUCCCUUAAGGAUUUGAGAAAAGUUGUUUACCCUAUUAUAAGUACUGAUAUAAAUCAAGCGAUAAGAGGUAGUACUAUGUAUUUGCCGAUAAAAAAAAGUAGCUCUUAAUUAGCCGAAAAUCGUAAUUCGAUGUUAUGAUAUAGCUUGCACGAGAGCUAGCAUAAUUUGAAUCAAAGAAGAAGUUGUUCAUGGGAGUAACUAAGAAGACGGGAGGCUGAUGAGUGCUGAGUCAAAUAGUAGUACAACUAGGGAUCAAGAACGUCUUCUAUCAUGGUAAGGUAAUAUGGAGCAUAGAGCUGUUAUGUCUUGACGCAUCGUGCGCAUGGUGACCUUAGUCCAUCAUUAAGAACAUUUGUGUAAGUAAGUUGCACCAUUACCAUAUGUCACCAUGUAAAAAUGACGAAGUUCAUCUUGUACACAACGAGUCGCCUCAAGUUCUUGUGGCCAGCACAUUAAUUUUCCGGUUCUUGCCCUACUUCUCCUUCUUUCAUAGAGGAAAGAAUCCACGUGGACCAUUUUAUAUCUGGCCGCGUCGCCUUAUGGAUCAUGUUUUUCCCAUCCCUCUUACGACCAUCGAGGCUGUUGACCCUUUAGCUUUCUUUCCCCUUGGAGCAAGUGUAUAAUAAACAAGUCUCUACUCGGGUCGCUACGGAACCAGGCAGCUUUGAGUGAGUUGCUACGCGGUUCGAAUGAAUGAAUGAAUUAUGAAUGAGAAUGGAACUACAACUUCCCCGUGAAGAAAGUGUACUAUCGAUAUCUUUAGUACUAAGUUAUUUCAAUAAGGGGAACAACAUACAACAUACAACUACCUCCUCGAUGGUCUGUCCUGCAGCUUACGUAGAUGGAAAAAACACGACGGACACCGUUCUUUCAUAUACCUACGGAGUGCCUCACGGCCGGGUCAUUGAAAGGGAAGAAGAGGAGGAGGGUGAUAUCAACGCGGAUCGAGAUGCGAACAAGGAGGAGCAAGGUGCGAACAACGAGGAGAAAGAUGAGAAAGCGCAGAAAGAUGCAGAUGAAAAUUUAGGAUAUAUAUCAAUCAAGAGUCAACGAAUAGAGCAAUCUGAUUGAUUGAUUGAUUGAUUGAUUGAUUGAUUGAUUGAUUGAUUGAUUAACUGAUCAGCGGGAGCGCAGUCGUGCUUGCACAGUCCAGAUUUGGUCCUGGGUCUGUUUGUUCCUCCGUUAUCCAGCACCGCCGCUCGUUAGACGGCCGCAUCUAGGUGGUUGAUUGUUAGAGCAUUCUCGUCGCCAUUCUUGUAAAUUAUUCUUUCCUUUAAUAUUUCCUGUGAAUAAAAAGACUUUCACACUAUUUAAUAGAAAUUCUAGGCACAGACGUAAUUAAGAUGUUGAUGGCAGCGAAGAUAUUACUAGAACUAGUUCUUGAUAAAGGAACUAGAGGAUAGUACUUUCGUCGUUUUAGUUCCUGUGAAGACCGCCUCGUCCGCCACUCCAAUUAUUUUGUGCCGUAGUCCCUCUGACGAGGUCUAAUCGAGGCAGAAAUAUGAGUAAGCAGAUAAGAUAGAAGAACGGUCAUGAGUAUCGGUAAAUUUGUAUUCGGCUGGUGAGAUAUUCAAGAUCCCUCUUCUUUUCUGUGACCUCUAAUUUCAUUGCCACGCAGUCUCCGUUUUUCGCUGUAUACCAAAACAGAUCCAGAACAGGGUUCCCGAGCUUUGGGAGCACGGAGUAGGCUCGCCCGACAGCUGCCUUGGGCGAAAUCGAUCUCCGUCGAUGAGACACUGUUUAAGGCAACCUGGACUUUUCCAUCAUCCUGACCUCGGAGUUGAGCAGCUGUUGCCGGGGGUGCUCGAUGUGCAGGAUUCAUAACCUAACGCUAACCUAACCUAAGUAGUUGUAGUUUAAGUUUUCCUUCUUUCAUUCACUACUUCGUUUCCUUUUAGAAAAAUUUCAAAAAAAUAAAAUUUCAACUUUUUUAGCUUUCAUAGUUCAUCUCACGAGUCAAAGUUUGACAAUCAGAAGUACUGUGUUUGAAACACAGUACUUCUGAUUGUCAACUAGUACUUUGAUUUGUGGUUAAAGUUAUAGCAUUGUUACCUCAAGUAGUGCAUGCUGUUACAACUUUUCAUAUUUCUCCUUAGUGUUAGUCGAAGAUUCUCCUCUGCUAUUCUUUCAAAAUGCUCUUUCAACACAAGAACUUUUCAGGCUUUAUUAUUGCUUCAUCCUCUAACCUAUUCGAGGAGGACCGCCGCAAACUGUCUCAGUCAUACAAAAAUUAAGGCGCCUUUUUAUCUACAACAUGUACAUGAUCUAGCACUGUAGUAUCUUCAUUUUUUACCAGAAGCAGGUCAAGCUGACUCGGCCGAUGAGCGCCAGGAGUUCUACUAGUGUGCAACUAGGUCUACAACAUGAUCUCCUGUAUCAUGUAGAAGGACGUGUGAGCAGCACCAGCAGUAGUGAAAUCUCUCCAACCUCUGACUACUGCAAAUGAAAGAAGCAGAGCAAGAACUACCCCAUCCUCCUUCUCAUCUCCUCAUCUAAAUAACAGAACUAGAACUACCUCAUCCUCCUCCUCAUCUUCCUCUUCUCCUCAUCUAAAGAAAGGUGAUGGAACUUUGGCGUUUGGUGCUUGCGAAUGAAGAGUAUGAGAACUACUUGCUAGAGCUAGAACACCUCACGCGAAAUGCUGGAGAUCCGCAAGUUAUGGAGGAGGGUUCAUCGAGCUGGAGUUAAAUGAGUAGGGGGGGUUCGACUUCGUUGAUGAUGAUGACGAUGAUGACGAUAUUAUUGAUGUUGCUCCUGCUAUAGCUAUUUUUAUAUAAAUUUUCAAUAAAACAACACAUUUUUUCACGAAGAUUUUUCGUCUUAGAGCAGGUGAAUGACUACAACCACUACCAUAGACGUAUCGCAGUCACUAUCUAAUCCUUGUGGUCCUUCCGACGAGGGGAGCGCGCUACUGCCAAUCGCUUCCAUCAUGGAUAACACUCAGAAGGCGACAGAGUUGUUACGGCUUGUUGCCCGAGUCCAUCCUCUGGAGCAUCGUCCUGAGUAGGCUUUUUCAAGGGGGAAAGAGGACCAGGAUGCUUUUCUUCAGGAUGGAUCAGGUCUAAAGCGCUCUAAAGUUGGAUCGUAAAGCAGAUGUGGAGACGAAGGUUAUCCGUCCGCAUGUUCUUGAAGGUCAGCAAAUUAUUUCCUGGCUCACCGAACAAAGUGACUUAAGGUCGUGGAGGAAGAGAUGAUCACCCCUUGUUGCUAGAGACUCGCUUUUAGUAGGUUCGUUAGUACUAGGUUGAUGAAAUAAAUGUUGCUAGAGACUCGCUUUUAGUAGGUUCGUUAGUACUAGGUUGAUGAAAUAAAUGUUGCUAGAGACUCGCUUUUAGUAGGUUCGUUAGUACUAGGUUGAUGAAAUGAAUGUUGCUAGAGACUCGCUUUUAGUAGGUUCGUUAGUACUAGGUUGAUGUAUUUCUAUUUGUACGUAAUAGAAAUGGUCCUCUGGAUGAACUAGUAGAUUCCGAUAUGUCUAGUUGACUUAUCUCUCUUUUUUCGGUCUGGAAAAGUAGACUUGUUGUCUCUUGGAAGAAACUUCUAGUAGCCUUGUUGUCUCUUGGAAGAAACUUCUAGUAGCCUUGUUGUUUGUAUGGCGGACUUAAAUAAUUAUUUUAGCAAAUAAUGACUUUUCCAAAUCUUCACUUUUACCACUAGAUUCUGCAAAAGUGGAAAAGUAUCUAGAUGCUAAAGCAAUUCUUUAACUCCGCCAUAUUAGUAAGUUGGGGAGAAACUUAUAGUAGACUUGUUGUUUGGGAGAAACUUGUACACCUACACAGGCACUUAAAAUUAAUUAUCUCUUUAUAGAACACGACGUGGUGGUCUAGAAGUCUAGAAGGCGUUAAUACAUCAACAUUGUAGAUACAACUUAGUCUCUUUUUCUCGUUAGAUUUUCUUGCUCUCCCAGCGAGGUACAAGAAGAUUGAAAGGCCUUCACUAAGUUUCAAUGCCUUGGAGAGCAUUCAGAUGCGGAAGCUCAGUCGGGAAAAAUUAGGGCUCUAUACUUUAAUUAUCUCUAUAAUUUUCAUGUCCACACUGACAUAUCUCCCUAUUGUGAUCCUACUUGAACUUUCAACAUGAUACUUCUCCUGGUCCUGGCUAUGAUUUCCACAUAUCUCAACUUCGUUUAAACUUUGCUCAUCUCAACAAAGAAUUACAAGAGGAAAGACAGAGGUCCUUCUGAUAGAAGUAUAGAAGAAGAAUGUAUGGCUAGUAUGGUAUACAAUCGCACAAUUAUAGGAAUGUACUUAUGUGUAUACAAUGUAUGUGUACUUAUUCAAGAGGAACAAAGAGAUGCAAUGACAAGAAUGUACUUAUGUGUAUAGAAGAAGAGGAACAAAGAGAUGCAAUCUGCAAUCAUGCACAAUUAUAGGAAUGUACUUAUGUGUAUACAAGAAGAGGAACAAAGAGAUGCAGAUGCAAUAACCCCAAGAAUGUAGUUAGUCGUUUUUUCGAAUGUGACGUCUGUGGAUGCGCGCGUCCCAAGGAGCGAAGGAGUCGAUCAGCCAACUGAGUAGGAAAUCAAGAAAAAACGCUGAUUUUGCGUUUAAUUAUAUUUACGGUACGGAUAUUAACAGAGCUUAGUGAAGUUAAAUAACCUACAAUCUAACUAAUACUCCAUUAUUUGAAACGGAUACUAACUACAGACUUUAUUUUACAACUUUAGUGCAGCUGAUUGAAUGGUUUCCAAUUAUAAACAAUUGGGUACACUACGGAUAUUAACGCCACGAUUGGGUACACGACUUUAGUGCUGAUUGAAUGGCUUCCAGGAGUCAUUUACAUUUUGAACUUGCUUGAUUGAAUGGCGCUGGUAUUUGGUAACCUGAUUUUGAUCAUAAGGAAAACAAGAGGGGAAUUCUUGUCGUGAUCGAAUUCAGGUUGCCAAAUACCAGAGCCAUACGCUGAUACUUGUGUUAAUCUAUUUUUCAGGUACAAGUUUAUUAUCUCUAGCUUCUUUGACUCAAAAGGGCGCUUUUACGACUGUUUGUUCUUUUUGUUGACAGACAGUAGCUAGCCAGCCAUGUCGAUGUAGUUCUGAAACUUUAUUAGAACCUGGUGAACUCAAGUGAAAAUAAAGUUCACCAGGUUUUUUGAGAGAGUUAACACCUUGAAAGACAACGACCUCUUAUAUUUUUAUUUGAGUUUGUCUUUCAAGGUGUUGCUCGUCUCUGCAGCAUGAAAGUGUCGUGCCUUCAAGUGCAUAUCUAGCCUAUACGCUCACUCCGUCACAAGUGAGCGCACUCCUAUCCUAUCCUAUCCUAUCCUAUCCUAUCCUAUCCUAUCCUAUCCUAUCCCACUGAGUGAAUCCAAGUGAGUCAGCAGCCGUUGGGCCCGUUGUAAGAGGUAUUGGCUUACUAGCUUGGAGCGUCCGACGACAUCCCUCCCAUUAGGAUCCCCCUCCUCCCCAAAGUAAGAAACUAAGCACGGCAAAGAUGUAAGCGAUGCGCGUUUUGCAAAUUUCGAAAAUUUUCCACGUUUUGCCAUCGUUUGCGGAUUGAAUCUCGUGCGUUUGAAGUGCUAAGGCCCCCAAGCUUUUUGACUUUAAGCCCUUGCCCUGAGACACAAUUUCUUGGGUUUGCAUUUUUCAAAUUUCGAAAAUUUUCCACAUUUUGUCGGCGUUUUUGGAUUGAAUUUCGUGCGUCUGAAGCGCUAAAGUCCCAAAAUUUUUGAUUUUAAGCCCCUUCCCUGACAUUCAAUUUCUAUCUUGGGUUUGCACUUUUCAAAUUUCGAAAAUUUUCCACGUUUUUGCGCCGUUUUGAGGUUGAAUUUUGUGCGUUUGAAGUGUUAAAGUCCCAAAGUUUUUGACUUUGCGCCCUUUCCCUGAGAUUCAAUCUCUUGGCUUCCUUCGCGUUUUUCAAAUUUCGAAAAUUUUCCACGUUUUUCGUCGUUUUGCGUUUGCAUCUCGUGAGCUUGUUGAAGUGCUAAGAUCCCAAAGCUUUUGACUUUAAGCCCUUUCCCUGGAAUUCAAUUCCAUGGCUUCGUGGUUUCUUGGUUUCCUGGUCUGGUUUCCUGGGUUCAUGGGUUUGGGGUUUGUUUGUUUUUGCGUCGGAGGUUGUGGGCCUGGGUGUUGGAGGUUGAGGUUUCGGAGGGGAAGCGUUUGCAGAGUUUUAUUGCUCUUAAUAUUAUUACUAAACUAGGAGUCGUUUGUUUUGCCUACGUCGUCGGUUUCGAUAUGGAUGUUGUGACGCUUCCAAUGUUCAUCAUACUGGUACUGUACUAUUAGGCAUUGGUGUAGUACUUUCAUAAGUAAGUAGAUUCUAUAUUAGGUGAUAUUGGUAUACAUAUUUCCAUUCCUUUUCUUAUAUUUUUGAUUAGGUCGUAUUGGCUGAUCCACCAAGUGACUCAGCGUCUGAGGUCGUUUUGGGUUCUUCUAGUGGGUUCUACUUUAUAUAAUUUAUGAUAUGACUCAUCUCCUGGAUGGGCGAAGAUGCUGGUCCAUCACGUCGGAUACUAUUUCACGAGGACAACUCAGACGAGUCAACAAGGAAACACGUAGGACACACACGAUAACACACAUCAAUGUUGCCCUGACUGUCAUCAAGCUCUAAUGUUAAGGGAACAACUUGAGCAUAGUACAAGAACUUGUUUUAUUGUUCCUCAAUGAAUAGCAUUUCCGUUUCCCCCUUAAGUUCAUCCCAGUACUGCAUACUAGGAGUUUUCCGCUGAAAACAGUACCCUCUCUUCAAGUCAUGAAUUUAUAUUUGAGUAAGUUUUACAUUUCGUUCCUCUUCAAUCUAAAUCAGUCUUCACUGUUAUUCUUCACUACAAAAAACUUGUUUUCAUUAACCAAGUAUAGUAUGAUGAAAAAAAUCGAAAUCCUCAAGAAGAAUCACCAACUAACAUGUCUUAAUAAAUAUUAUUUCGAAGAAUGUGAUCCCAUUUGUCACGCAGUGAGUCACGUAUUUUUCUAUUGAUGUAAUGUCUUUGACGAUUGGGCUUCCUACUAUUCAUUGCUACUUCUACUAGUGCUACUACAAGCGUAGCUUAUUUUUUACAACAAUCGGCAUCAUGUUUUUUUUCCUCGCGGGAGGAUGAUCUUCUCUUUUUCCUCUAAUGAUAAGUGCAAACGGCGAGGUGCAACGAGGCGAAGCAAAUAGAGGCAGUGGAAAAGAACAGACUGGACUUGGGCGACAAGAAUUAAGCCACGUUCAUGAACAUCGUCAAGCUUGCUCUUGACGUUGACUACAUUCCUCUUCUUUCAGUAUCUCCCUUAUUUUCCGUAGUAAGUUACUCGCUUAAAAAGUAUAUUUCGAAAAAUACUACUUGUUAGUCCUCCUUGUUUUGUAAGGCCACCUCGUGUUCUUUUACGAGGACUAAGUACGUCCGAUGGUAACAAGACGGGGCCAUACAGGACAGAUUCACUAGGAACAAGAGCUACCUGUUUUAGGUCGUAGUCGUGUUCCUAGACUCUUCAGGACUAGGUACAUGAUUCAUUGAUGGCACAGAAUCAGAACUUACUUUGAUUGCAUUUGUAAGAGGACUUCUUGUUCUUGUUGUUCUCUUUUUAAGUACUAGGAUUGACAGGAAAACUAACCUAGGACGUUCUUGCUGGUGCAUAAUAAAAAGAAGAUAAUAGCAAGCUAAUUUUUGCAAUAAUACCAUUUAAUAUCAAGUUCAAGAUUUAAUCGUAGUUCUAAUAACCAUAAAAAUAGAAGUAGUUCUAACAACAAGACAUUUGGUGUAAAGACCGUCGCGAGGGCCGCCCACCAGACGAUGUAGCUCACUUUCAACCAGCAGACGACAGUUAAGGCGUUGGUUCUUCUUUGUCAAGUACAACUACGAUAGAAUAUGAUAACAGCGACAUCAUAUUGGUUAACUAGAAGUAAGGAGCUAUUGCAAAACGAGAAAGAAGCGGAUUAAUGACUACUGAAAUAAGGGACGACGUUGUAGCUUUCAAAGUCUCCCCUCAUUUCAGUACUAUCUUGAUCUUCUCUGUUAUUCUAGAAAUUUGCCGCGCAGCUGCAGACUGACACUUGAUAGAAGUCCUUUAAUAUACAAUUUUACUCCUUAGAAGUUGUAGUGGCUUUUAAAAGUUCUAGGCUCACCUUGUUAUUUACGUGUUGAUUUCAGUUUUUCGAAUAGCUACUUUGUUUUUCGAUCAUCUGCACUCAGUUACACAGAGGACAGUCGAAGACUCUUUUCCUAGUGGUCGAAGUUCUUUUUUUUACGACAAUGACGGUCGUUCUAAAUCAGCGGUGUUUACAAGUGCUACGCGAAAAGGCACGCAUACCUCACUUAAGGCAUCAACGCAACUACUCCUUCUACGACUACUUUAAUUACUUUUUAUCAUGCUUCUUGCCGUAGAAGUAGGAGAACGUAGUUAAAGUUAGAGUUGUGGCGCCACCAGCGGUAGGUCGUAUUCUUGUUUUUGGCUCGUCAGUAGCCUAGAACUACGUCUGCUAGUUUCCCUAGUGGGCCCACGCAUAACCUGACCGAACCUAACCUAGUGCCGUAGGUAAUGAUCGCCAUUUAUACACGACGAGCCUCUACUACUGGCUCAGCCUUCGGCUCCGCGAGGACCCUACAACUUCCUUCUACGUCUAUACAACAAGACUUUUCCUUCUACAACUUGAAUUUGUAGAUGACAAAAAAGUAACUUUAUUUACCAUGACGAUAUUUGGUCAUCAACAUGUGUUGAUGUUCGAAUUCGUUUCCUCCACCCACAGGUCGUGGUCUUCCCCUCUUGGUCCUCGUCCACCUCUACCCGGAAGCGGAAGCUUGGGACCUUGCUUUAGACUGUUUACAACUAAUAGAGAAUCGCCCAACAUCUCUGCAACUUCGUCUACGCUGCAUAGUCACCUACAACUACUACGUUCGUCUCAAGUGAUUGUACCUAAAAAUCAGUAAAAAUCAUCUCUGAGUUUUUCAUUCAUUCACUGCGCCUCAUCAAGUGAUUUCGCAAGUAAUUCGUUUCCUCCACCCACAGGUCGUGGUCUUCCCCUCUUGGUCCUCGUCCAAACUCUAAAAUAAGGGCGCGAAAAAGGGCGUGAUGGCUGCUGCGAAAUUCGUGAAGGAUAAAGCGAAAUCCUUUCUGGGAUCACUCAAGAACUUGGGAGGUGGUCGCAAGGACGACAGCGUCAGCGAGAACUAUGAGGAGGAGAUGAAGGAGGAGAUCAGCAGGAAUGGUAAAAUUAUGGCUGCAAACGAUGAAAGUAUUUUUUUAUUUAUACAUCUGGAGUCAGUAAGGGCGCUCGCGAGCGCGGCACGUGUGAGGCGGUAGGGUCGCGCGCGAACAUCAUAAUAAGAAUAAGCAUGAUAAUAAGAAUGAUAAUGAUGAUAAUCAUGAUAAUGAUAAUAAAGUCAGUGGGUGGAUGAUCGUACAUCUAUCUCGACAUCUUGCAGCUGGCACGACCCUACUUUUGCCCUGUACAACGAACUAGUCGUACUACUUUUCUCAACACGAGGAAUACACUGACUCUAAUCAAAGGGCAGAGAUCAUCAUGGAUGAAAAAGAAACAGACAGAGUCGAAAUGCAUCCUUCCGCCAGCUCUGCAGGUAAUGGCAUUAAGAACUUGGAAGUGAAUCUACUUACUUUAAGUACAUCUACUUACUUGAUAAGUAAGUACUUCUUGUUACUUAAAUAAUAAGUUGGAUCAAUAAAUUAUAAGUAGGACUCCUCGGAUCGAAUGAAGAACCGCUCUGACGGUACAGAUCGAAGUCAGGUUAGCCCGAACCACCCUAAACCCUUCUAACAACCUCAUCGAUUUUGACGCCGUAGUCGUAGAAGACCUGGAAAACACUACGUAG